GUUUUCAGUGUCUGUGAGGACUUGAUCCUAAGCACAAGGUAUCCUCUUCAGUGUCUCCAAUCCUGUGUGUAUUGGGAUUGUAUUCAGUGUGAGGAAAAAGCAGAAACGAUAUUCAAAAGUCUUGGAGGAUUAGCGCCUGGAUGGGGUCCAGCCCCAAAAUGACGACCGCGAAAAUGAAAAUACUACUGCCGCUAGUCGUCUGGAUAUUACUAAUGAAAAAGUCGGACUCACACGGUAUUGGAUUCGGAAUAAAAAAGGAAAUAUUUUUUCUUAACUUGGAGGACGGCUAUUUCGGCUGUCAAGUGAACGAGUCGACGGACUUCCUCCAACUUUACGAACUGUCAAGGCUUUGCGAUGGAACCAACGAUUGCUACAGGGGAUCCGACGAAUUGGCAAGGGAACUGAAAUGUUCCAAUGACUGUACGAAGGAAUCCGGGGCAAGAUGUGAGAAUGGAGCUUGUUUGGACUCACAAUGUCACUGUAAUGACGGCUACGGUGGCUGUUCUUGUGAAGUUCCAGACGAGAACGAGUGUAAGUACCGACCAUGCGACGUGUUUGCCCACUGCACUAACACGUUGGGUAGCUUUCACUGCUCAUGUUUUCCCGGAUAUACAGGAGACGGUUUCCAUUGUCAAGAUGUAAACGAGUGUGACGAUCCAGCAGUUGCAGCACGUUGUGUGGCUAAUUCCGAGUGUUGUAAUCUGCCUGCUCAUUUUCUCUGUAAAUGCCUGCCAGGGUUUGAAGGAGAUGGAGAGGAAGAAUGCAUAGAUAUCAAUGAAUGUCUCAAUCCUCACGCGUGUGGUCAUAAUGCUGUUUGUCAUAACAUCCCUGGAAAUUAUACAUGCAGUUGUUUAGAAGGCUAUGACGGUAAUCCAUUUCAAGAGUGCUUCGAUGUAAAUGAAUGCUCGUACCAAGGCUCUUGCGGCCAUGGUGCGAUAUGCAGCAAUACAAUCGGAGGUUACCAAUGUGCUUGUCCCAUCGGGACCACAGGAGAUCCUGUCCAUGGAUCAUGCGAAGAUAUGAACGAAUGCGACCAGAACCCGUGUGGAUCAGGUGCAAAUUGCAUUAACACUGUUUCCAGCUUUGAAUGCAGCUGCCCACCGGGUUUUUACGGAGAUCCUUACAUCGAAUGUACAGAUACAGACGAAUGCGCUUCAUCACCGUGUGGCAAAGGAGCGCUUUGUGUCAACACCCCAGGAAACUACAGCUGCAAGUGUAGAGAAGGAUUCACCGGGAUUCCAGAAAAGGAGUGCGUUGAUGUCAACGAGUGUGGAAGGAGCAAUUCUUGCGGUGUGAAUGCAAAAUGUGUCAACAGUCCAGGCAGCUACACCUGUUCUUGCCCAACAGGAUUUUCUGGAGAUCCACAAGUCUUCUGCCAGAAUAUAGAUGAGUGUGCAAACAAUCCCUGUGGGAAAAAUGCAAUUUGUAAAGACACAGUUGGAAGCUACACUUGCUUUUGUAAUGAAGACUAUACCGGUGACCCGUAUACAGAAUGCAAAGAUUUAGAUGAAUGUGCUGUUCUUGAAAAACCAUGUGGAUCAAAUGCUAUUUGCGAGAAUGCAAGCCCUGGCUAUAAUUGCCUCUGUCCACAAGGUUACAUGGCUAAACCAGAACCAUCAGUUGCUUGUGAACAGGUUGAUGUCACUGUGCUCUGCAAAAGCAAAUUUGACUGUGUAAACAAUGCAAACUGUAUCGAGGGACAGUGUUUUUGUGAAGAUGGUUUUAAAGCAGUUGGCUCAAUUUGUGAAGAUAUCAAUGAGUGUGCAGCUGAUCCCUGCGGUCAAUUUUCCGUUUGUACAAAUACCCCAGGAGGAUUUAGCUGUGACUGUCAGUCCGGUUAUGUCGGUGUUCCCCCACGAAUUCUUUGCAAAGCACCUUGCGAUGAUGUAAAAUGUGGAGACCAUGCAUACUGCAAGCCAGAAGGUCAAGACGCUUACUGUAAUUGUGAGGAAGGUUGGACCUUCAAUCCAGCUGACAUCUCGGCCGGUUGUAUUGAUAUUGAUGAAUGUGACAAAGUUAAUGGCCCUUAUGGAAGAUGCGGAGAAAAUGCAGUUUGCAUAAAUGCGCCUGGCACAUUCAGUUGUCAGUGUAAGCCUGGAUUUACUGGAAAUGCUUUCGUAGAAUGCAAAGAUGUUGAUGAAUGUAAAAAUGGAGAUGAAUGUGGUAAAGACGCAGUGUGCACGAAUACAGCAGGAUCUUAUGCUUGCACUUGUCCAAAUGGAACUGUACCAGAGCCAGACCCAUUUACAAAAUGUGUUCAUGUUGUGACAUGUUUAAAAGACAAUGAUUGCCCUGGUAAUGCCAUUUGUGACCAACAUCAGAGGUGCUUUUGCCCAGAACCCAAUGUUGGAAAUGAUUGUAGACAUCCUUGUGAAUCGAUGUCUUGUGGGCCAAAUGCACAAUGCACAAUCUUAGGUGGGCAAGCACAAUGCAUAUGCUCAGGUGGUUUUAAAGGCUCCCCUCCGAGUUGUACUGAUAUCGAUGAAUGCAAAGAUCAACCUUGCGCCAUUGGCGCCAUUUGUGAAAACACUCCGGGUGGAUAUUCCUGCCAAUGUCCAAGAGGUUCCAGAAAUUCAGAUGCUUACGAAGGGGAUUGUUCUGUGGUCAGAAAUGUUGAUACUUGCAGCCCUUCAAAGCCUUGCCCUUCAGGAGAAAUAUGUGUGGCCUCUGCCGGUACUGACAGUGGUGUAUGCAUUUGCUCUACUGGAUUUUAUCGACAAGAGAGCGGACAGUGCAAAGAUUUAGACGAAUGUGAGGCAGAGCCUUGCGGGCCAAAUGCAAUCUGUAAAAAUCUCCCAGGGAGUUAUGAAUGUGCUUGUCCACCAGGUUUCAAUGGAAACCCAUACAGUGGCUGUGAAGAAUGCAGCAGUUUGGAAUGUAAAUGCCGACCACCAUACAAGAUUAUUGGACAGGAAUGUGUCUUGGCAGAUUGUUCCAAAACUAACAAGUGUAGUGGUGGUGCUGAAUGUGUAACAAUAGCAGGUGGUGUGAGCUAUUGCGCUUGCCCAAAAGGACUGCAGGCAGGUGAAAAUGGAGAAUGCGAAGAUGUGGAUGAAUGUAAAGAACAGGGUUCUUGUGGCUAUGGUGCUGAAUGUAUAAACAAACAUGGUUCUUUUACUUGCUCUUGUCCAAAAGGAUACAACGGUGAUCCAUUGCAUUUAUGUGCUCCUAGUCAAAUCCGCUGUUCCAGUAAUGUUGACUGCAAUGCUAAUGAGAUAUGUGAACAGCCAGGGGAGUGCGUCUGCCCUCCACCUUAUUUUGUCGAUGUCUUAGAUAAGCACAAGUGCAAAAGCCCCUGUGAAAGAUUUCCAUGUGGUAUUAAUGCAAAAUGUUCUCCGAGCGAUCCUCCAAAAUGUCAGUGUGCAAAUGGAUUCAAACCUGAUCCUGUCAGUGGUGGAUGCAUUGAUAUCAACGAAUGUGAUGAGAACCCGUGUGCUGAAGGUGCAGUGUGCAUAAACCAGAAUGGAAAGUUCCAGUGUGUUUGCCCUUCUGGAACAAAUGGGGAUCCUUACAAAACAGGAUGUAGAGGAUUACUUGGAAAGAAGGAGUGCACUGGAAACCAAGAUUGCAUAGGUGAACUCACUUGUGUUGAAAAUAAGUGCGUCAACCCUUGCGAACUUUUACCGUGUGGAAAAAAUGCUCAUUGUGAAGCUGAAGAACAUGCUGCAUGGUGCCGUUGUUCUGUUGGCUUCAUUGAGUCUCCAAAUGAAGGCUGUGUAUCACCCUGCAGUGGAGUUAUUUGUGGAAAAGGAGCUCAAUGUGUCGUAACUAACAAUGGCCCUGUUUGCAAAUGCCCAGAAGGUGCAUACGGCAAUCCUUUCCCAGGAGGUGUAUGCAUAACAGAUGUUUGCUCUUCGACAAAUCCUUGUGCUCCACCGAGCAUUUGUGUUUCUGGCCGUUGUAAGAACAAAUGCGGAAUUGAAUUAUGUGGUAUUGGAGCAAUUUGUGAUAUGUCGAGAGAGCUGUGUAUAUGCCCACCGCUGUUUAUAGGGAAUCCUCAACUUGUCUGUGUUCCUCCAAUCACUAUGCCAGCCUGCUUCCCUGGUUGUGGCGGGAAUGCUCAUUGUACUUAUGGUGCAACUGGCAAUGUUUGUUCUUGUGAUCCUGGUACGAGUGGAAAUCCUUAUGAAGAAUGUGCAAGUACUUUACUUGAACGACAGGUCUGCAAACCCAAUUCUUGCGGCAAAGGAGCAGUAUGUAGGCAGGCAUCAAAUAAAAUAGAAUGUACCUGCCCUCAAGGAUAUAGAGGAAAUCCUUAUGUUUUAUGUGAAGAUAUUGAUGAGUGCCUUGGUGAUGCAUGUGGCACAAAUUCUGUCUGCAUAAAUGCUCCUGGUACAUUUGAUUGUCAGUGUAAGGCUGGAUAUAUCGGAAAUCCAUUUUAUUCAUGUGUUGCAAUGGCUCCACAAACUUGUUUAGAUCCAGCAACCUGCGCCUGUAGCAAAAAUAGCCCUUGUCCUUCAGGGUACGUCUGCAAAAAAGGAAAGUGUAAAAACCAAUGUGAUUCAUUAAAAUGUGGACCAAGAGCUGCAUGCAUUAGUGGGCAAUGUAUUUGCCCCCCAGGGUUUUCAGGAUUGCCGACUGAUUUGAAAGUGGGUUGUCAGAUUUUGGAACAGUGUACAAAUGAUAUGGAUUGCAAAUCUUCAGAAAUUUGUUUCCAAGAGGGCAAAGGGUUAAGAAAAUGCUUAGACGCUUGUAAAAAAAUCCAGUGUGGACCUAAUGCGCUAUGUGUGACUGACAAUCACAAAUCCACUUGUAUUUGUGUCGAUGGUUAUUUUGGUAGUCCGAGUGAUCUUGCCAAUGGUUGUCAGCCUUCAAGAACAGUGCCGAGAGAAGACUGUACUAAAAAUGAAGAUUGUCCAACUGGGUUAAUAUGCGCAUUAAACAUCGACGGUGUUCAUUCUUGUGUAGAUCCUUGCUUCAAUGUCGCCUGUGGGAAAAAUGAAGUUUGUACAAGCGAUAAAACCGGUCAGCCCAAUUGUAAAUGUUCUGAAAGCUUCAACUGGAAUCCAAUUUCUUCAGAAUGCGAAAAACCAUCUCUACCUGACUGUGCCAUUGACAGCGAUUGUAAAUCUAAAGAAUCUUGUCGACAGGAUGCUCUUGGAGUCCUGAAAUGCAUGAAAGUCUGCCUAGACUUUACAUGCCCACAAAAUGCAAUAUGUGUUGCUUCAUCCCACAAAGGGUAUUGCCAGUGUGUACCCGGUUUCACAGGAAAUCCUAAUGAUAGAAAUGGAUGUGUCCCAAUUUUACAGAGUAAAUGUGUUUCUGAUAGUCAGUGUAUGGAAAGUGAAAAAUGUAUAAAGGGUAAAAAUGGUGUCAAAUCUUGCAAACUGGCUUGUGAUAUGAAAAAAUGCGGCCCUAAUACAUUGUGUGUUGUCAAUAAUCAUGUGGCACAGUGCCAAUGUCCACCUGGACCAUACACAGGAGACCCAAAUACCACAGGGUGCAAAGAAGUACCUUGUAUUUAUAACAAAGACUGUCCUGAAACUCAGUUAUGUAACAGACUUUCUCACACUUGCCAAGAAGUUUGUGAUAGGCACAAAUGUGGUGAUAACGCUGUUUGUAUCGGAGAAUCGCACCAUGCAAUUUGCCAAUGCCCUCCAGGAUUCAAACCCAAUCCAGUGGCAGAUAUAGAAUGCACGAGGAUAAAUACUUGCAAACCAAAUCCUUGUCAUCCAACAGCUAUUUGUGGAGAAGAUUUUGUUGGUGGAUACACCUGUAAAUGCCCUAAAAACCAGAUUGGUGAUCCACUUACGCUCGGCUGCCACGAAGAAGGAGAAUGUCCAAACGGCGAUUCAGACUGUCCUGAACAAUCUGUUUGCAGGGAGGGAAAAUGUGUUAAUCCCUGCCUCGGCAGUUGUGGAUCAAAUGCUAUCUGUACAGUUGUUGACAGGCAACCGGUCUGCUCAUGUCCGACAAAGUUUCAAGCUGUUGGGACUUCAAAUUUGUCACCGUGUGUCAGAAUAUUCACUACUUGCUCUUCUGAUAGAGACUGUGAUGGUGAAGUUUGCAUAAAUGGCCAAUGCAAAUCUGUUUGCCGAAAUUCGAAAGACUGUUCUCAAAAUGAGAAAUGCAUUCAGAAUAAGUGCCAAACACCAUGUACUGGACAUCGCCAGUGUCUUACUUCACAAGCGUGCGUGAGUGGAAUUUGCAUAACAGGUUGUAGAAGCAACAAAGACUGUGCAGCAGAUGAAGCUUGCAUUUCAAAUAAGUGCCAAGAUCCUUGCACAAAGCAAGCUUGUGGAACGAAUGCUCUAUGCAAGGCCAGAAAUCAUGCAGCACUUUGCACAUGUCCUAAAGGGUUUGCCGGAAAUCCUGUUGCCGAAAAAGACUGUAUCAGACUUCAAGCGUCAUGCUCCAGUCGCAAACCCUGCCCUCCGAAUCAGAUGUGUGUUGAGGGUCAGUGUAAACCUCCAUGUUCGGGAACGCAUGAAUGUGCAGUUGGCGAAAGAUGCACAGACGGACUUUGCUUUAAAGUCUGUUUUGGUGGAAGCAACUGCCUCCCAGGCCAAGUUUGUAUCGAAGGGAUCUGCCAAUCAGGCUGCACGUUAGAUUCAGAUUGUGACAAUUACCAAGUCUGCAAUGGAAACCGUUGCAGCUGCAAGAAUGGUUUCACUUUAGGUGUUAUUGGCUGUGAAGAUAUAAACGAAUGUUUGACACAGCCUUGCCACCCAUCUGCCACUUGUACGAAUGGCAUUGGUUCGUACAAAUGUACUUGUGAAAAUGGAAAAGUCGGAGAUCCGUAUGGAGAAAAAGGCUGUAGAGAAACACAUUCGUGCUCAAAUGAUGAUCAGUGCGAAGACACUCUGGGCUGUGUGAAUAAUGUUUGCACAGAUCCCUGUUCGGAUGGUCAAAACCCUUGUAGCCAGGCUGCACUGUGUAUUGUGGACAACCAUACACCUCAGUGUAACUGUCCAGCAGGUCACCUUGGCGAUCCAUAUGACCCUCUUUUAGGAUGCUUCAAAGUAGAAUGUACUUCUGAUGAUGAAUGUCCCCUUGAUAAAUAUUGCGAUCCUAAAGCUUACAAAUGCAUGGACCCUUGUGAAAAAUUAAACUGUGGUCAAGGCACAUGUCAUUCAAGCAAACACAAAGGGACUUGCUCUUGUUAUCCUGGAUUUAUGUUGACAAACGGAAAGUGUGUAGAUCAAGAUGAAUGUCAGACAAACCCUUGUCAUCCAAGUGCAAUAUGUCGAAAUACAAUCGGAAGUUUCCUAUGUAGUUGUGCAAAUGGUAUGGUGAGCGAUGGUGAACUAGGAUGUAGAAAGCCUGGUGAUUGUAUAGUGCAUUCAGAUUGUCCUUCAAGUGCUGCUUGUAUAGAUCAUAUGUGUCGGGACCCUUGUCUUGUACCUAAAACAUGUGCAAGUGAAGUUGUGUGUACCACUAUAGACCAUGCCACAGUUUGCUCGUGCCCUGUGAAAACAACAGGGGAUCCAAAGGUAAAAUGUAGCAAACUUCAGUGUAGUAAUGACUACGACUGCCUUGGAGAUCAAGCAUGUGUUUCUGGCAAAUGCAUUAACCCUUGUGAAUUAGCAAAUGUAUGCGGUGAAAAAGCAACUUGCUCGGUUGUUGAGCAUAACGCAUUUUGCACUUGCACUGCUGGAACCACCGGUGAUCCUCAUUUGGGUUGUGUGCCAUUACAGUAUUGUAGUAAUGAGCUCCAAUGUCAGUCAGGAACAGCUUGUCGUAAUGGAAUAUGUUUAUCUGUAUGUAGCAGUAAUAGGGAAUGUAUUUUUGAUCAACUUUGCAUAUCUGAAGUUUGUCAGCCAACAUGUCAUAAAAACGACUCCUGCCCAGAUUUUCAGUUUUGCCAAAAUAAUAUUUGUGUACGAGAAUUAAAAUGCUCAUCUGACCAUGAUUGCGAAGAUCAUCAAACUUGCAUUAUUAACUCAGUGGGUCAGGCAACUUGUGAAAAUGUGUGUGCAGGGAAAGUUUGUGGGCGAAACGCUGAAUGUUCGGCCAAAGGCCACAAAGCGAUUUGUAAAUGCAAAUCCGGCUAUUUUGGAAAUCCUCUAUCAUCAUGCUCUAGAAUAGAAUGUGAAUUUAAUGAGGAUUGUUCGAAUGAUAAAAUUUGCGACGGUCACAUGUGCAAGAUAUCAUGCCUAGUUCACAACCCUUGCGGACAGAACGCAGUCUGUUCAGCAGAAAGUCACAGGCAGGUGUGCUACUGUCAACCAGGAUUUUCGGGCGAUCCGCAUGGAGGAUGCACGCCUGAAGACUAUUGUGCAACAAAUCCCUGUGGACCUGGAACUAUGUGUGUCAAUUCACGUGGCAUGGCAAAGUGUUUGUGUCCAAUGGGAACUAUUGGAGAUCCUUAUAAAGAGGGAUGCACCCAAUCCAUAAAAUGUAAAAGUAACGAGGACUGCCCUCACAUUGCACAGUGUGUCGACAUAAUGGGAGUAACCAAAUGCAAAGAUGUAUGCGAAGAGAAUCCCUGCGGACAAAAUGCAGAGUGUAAAGCAACAAAUCAUGAGGCGCAAUGUGUAUGUCGUUCUGGGUAUAAAGGUGACCCCAGGGACAAACAAGUCGGUUGUAGACCAAAAUCAAUUGCCUGUAAGACAAACACAGAUUGUCCUCAUGACACUUACUGCUAUGGAGGAAUUUGUAGAAAUUCGUGCCAACAGAAUUCAGAAUGCAAUCUUGAUGAACAGUGUAUCUUAGGGCGGUGCACAAACCCAUGCCUUGAUCCUAGUGUUUGCGGAAUGAACGCCAAAUGCUAUGUAGUCGAUCACAACAAACAAUGCUCUUGCCCACCAGGAUUUACAGGAAAUAGUCUCACUGAAUGUGUUCGAAUACCCAGUUCUUGCUCAACUAAAAAUGACUGCCCUGCACAAAACAUUUGUGAAGACAACUUAUGUAGGCCAGUGUGUAAAGCUGAUAAUGACUGUGCUCUUAAUGAAAAAUGUCUUAAAGGGACAUGCAAGCUUACAUGCAGGGUUGAUAAUGACUGUUUCCUUGGACAUAUAUGCUCAAAUAACCUUUGCAUAUUUGGAUGCAGCUCUGAUGAUGAUUGUUCUGCAAGUGAAUCUUGUAGAGGAAACGUUUGUGUCAAUCCAUGUUCAGAAAUAUCCUGUGGGCCAAAUGCAGUUUGCACGGUAUCCAAUCAACGGGCGGUUUGUUCUUGUGAGAAUGACCUGGUACCUGCCCCCACUGCGAGUGUUGCUUGUGUGCGAGCACCUCCUCUCCGUUGUUCAAUAAAUAAGCAAUGUACAUCUGGUCAUGUUUGUGUGGAGCAACAAUGCCGGCCUUUCUGUGCGAGUGAUUCGGGUUGUUUAAGGAAUGAAAAGUGCGACGGCAAUCUCUGUGUGCCAGUAUGUAGACGAGACGAUGACUGUGGUUCAGGAGAGAUUUGUAAUAGUUUCAUGUGCCUGCAAGGAUGUAGGAGUGAUUCAGGUUGUCCUGGAGAUAAGGCGUGUGCCAAUUCAAAGUGCAUUGAUCUGUGUGAUUCGCCCACUUCAUGUGGAACAAAUGCCAAAUGCUCUGUUCAGAACCACAAAAAGGUAUGUGAGUGUAUUAAAGGACUAAUCGGAGACCCACAAGUUUCGUGUCGCCCACCAAUUAAAAGUUGUCAACAAAAUGAAGAUUGUACUAAAGGAUACACAUGUUAUCUUAAUCACUGUGUGGCAAAAUGUAACUCGGACAAUGUGUGCUUAUCUGACGAACGUUGCUUGAAUGGAAUUUGUAAAGUAAUAUGUAAUACUGAUGCCAAGUGUGGUUUAGGACAAAUUUGUGAGAAUCGAGUUUGUCAAGUUGGUUGUAGAAGUGAUGUGGUGUGUCCUGGAAACAAAGCGUGUAUUAAUAAACAGUGCCGAGAUCCAUGUGAGAGUGCUUCCAAUUGUGGUUCAUGUGCGACAUGUUCAGUAGUGAAUCAUGGUGUGCAGUGUAGCUGUGAUAAUGGCCUUGUAGGAGAUCCAUUAGUCGCUUGUGUUAAACCUCCUUUGAAAUGUAAUGGAAUAUGUACCUGUGAUGAAUCUACUGGCUACUGCACGACACCUUGUAAAAAGAAUAAAGAUUGCCCAUGCGGUAACACUUGCUCGAACGGUGUUUGUGCCGCAAUUUGUCUGAGCAAUCAGCAAUGUCCACCAGGACAGCUGUGUAAGAAUGGUGUCUGUGCAAGUGGCUGUUUAAAACAGAGUGAUUGCCCUUUUGAUAAAACAUGCUCAGAAGGGCAUUGUGUAGAUCCUUGCGGCACAAGUCACUCACCGUGUGGUUUAAAUGCCGAAUGUCGAGUUUCUGAACAUAGACCCAUUUGCCUUUGUCCUGCUGGAACAGCAGGAGAACCAACAGUAUCCUGUUCGAAGAGUGCACUUUGCAAUUCAGAUAUGGAAUGUCCAAGUGAUAAGACAUGUGAUGUGGAUGGAGUAUGUCGAAAUCCAUGCUUGAAAAACAGCCCUUGUGGUAUAAAUGCGCAAUGUAGAGCUGUUGACAGGAGAGCGAGCUGUACCUGUCCCCCAGGAUUUUAUGGCAAUGCUAUGACAGAAUGCAAAUCAGCUAGCACAGGUGGCGACAGCUGUGCUAAAAAUCCUUGUGGUCGUAAUACUGUAUGCCGAGAAUUGCCAAAUGGCUACGAAUGCAGUUGUAGGCUGGGCUGCAUCGGCAAUCCAAACAAGGGAUGCAUAUGUGAAGAUUCAGUGAGAAGUGAUCCUUGUUCAUCCGCUAAGUGUGGUGUACAAGCAUUAUGCAGAGCUGUUGGAGAUUCAUACAAAUGUUAUUGCCCCAUGGACUAUCCUUUCGGAGAUCCUCUCGUAAAAUGUAUUAAAAGAGGAGACUGUAGAACCGAAGGUUGUGGAGUGGGAGCUGAAUGUAGAGAGAAUGGUGAUAAUUUCAUUUGUAAAUGUCCCACUGGUACUCGUGGCAAUCCUCAAACACUUUGCAAACCAGAGAGCGAGUGCAAGAUGGACGUAGACUGCCCAAAUGAGAAGGCUUGCAUCAAUGGAGAGUGUAUAGAGGUGUGCAAUAUCAGGGGUUCAUGCGGCCUGAAUGCUCUUUGUCAGCCUGUGUUCCAUAGGGCAGUUUGCUCGUGCCCCCAAUGCCAUUCUGGAGACCCAACCGUAUCCUGUACCCCAGAUUUGAAAUGUCAGAAUUCAUCACCAAAAAUUUCAUCUCAAAAGUGCAAGUUUAAUGAAGACUGUCCUGGAAGCAUGUCUUGUGAACAGGGUGAAUGUCAGGACCCUUGUUUAACUGGAAAACAGAUUUGCAACUCGAAUAAAAAGUGUCAAGUCCGGGAACAUAAUCCUAUGUGUGUUUGCAAAUACGGCUUUUCAUUAAACGACAAUGGAGAGCUUCAGUGUGCAUCAACCGAACCUCAAUGCAAAACUAGUAAUGAUUGCUCAACUCAGUUAGCAUGCAUGUCUGGAACCUGCUCCAACCCUUGUACCACGGAUUUGUGCCCAGAAAACAGGACGUGUUUAGUCCUUAAUCACAAGCCUGUAUGUGUUUGUACAGAAAGUUGCAACCCUACAGUGUCCAUUUGUUUAAGAGACACAGGUUGUCCACCAAAUUUAGCCUGCACAAACUUUCAGUGUAUGAACCCUUGUUUGAACACAACUUGCCCUCAAAACACUCCUUGCUUUGUGGAAGAUCACAAACCAGUCUGCAAGUUUUGCCCCAUGGGAUAUACGGCUGAUCAAAAAUAUGGAUGUAUUAAAGCUAUAAGUUGUUUUGAUGAAAAUGACUGUGCUUCUCACCAGUCCUGCUAUGAAAACAUUUGUCAAAACCCUUGCCUAAUAGCUAAUCCUUGCUCUCCACAUGAAGAAUGUCAAGUCCACGACCACAACCCAGCAUGUGUGAAAGUUUGUCAAUGUCAGAAAGACUCAGAUUGCCGAGGUUCUGCUAAUACCGUCUGUGAUGGUUGCAACUGUGUACCACAAGGUGAAGAUAGAGUUGUCACUACUGGCUGUGACCAUUGCCCACCUGGAUCAGCCUGCGACAAGCUUACUGGUGCUUGUAUCAAAGAAGCCGAAUCAACGACACCUUUGCACAUUCCUAUUGAGAGUACACCCCCAGUAGAAAGUACCGAAAAUGUUGAUAUGACUGAUACUGUUUCCACAACAGAAUUUGCAACUGAAGUUACCACAACUGAAGUUACCACAACUGAAUCUAGUGACAGAACUACUGAACCGACUGAUCAUACGACUAAUUCGGAUGAUGUAACUGGUUCUAACUUUAGAAAUACUGAUAAGACUGACAAUGUUAAUUUAUUUUCUACAACUAACAAAGAUCAACCUACAAUUUCUAGUCAAACUACUAAUGAACCCCUAACUACUUAUAAAGUUCCUGAAAUGAAAACGUCUAUUUAUACAUUUGAACCCAGUCUAGGAACUGAUAAUGAAUUUGUUACUACUUCUGAAAGGACGACAAUAUCAAAUACUGUUGGAGACAAUUUGGCAACUUCCUCCACAUUUGAUAGUGAGACAUCAACCGUUACUACUACUAAUGAUUACUCUGAACAUACUACAACCCUUUCUUCUGUAACGCAUAAAGCAAAAUCGAUGGAAUCACUUACUACUACGACAAAAUUCACUGAAACAACAGACUCAUCUUCAACGAACACGGAAAGUACCACCAGUGGGAUGACUGCAUUAACAGAAUCCUCUACUGGAAUACAUGAGGACCAAGAGAAAACAACACAAGAAUACAGUGGUCAACCGACAGGUAGUACAAUUUCUUCGGCUAUUGAGAAGUCAACUAUAAACAGUUUAGUAACUGAAGAAGGCUCAAGUACGACUUUUGAAAGUAUGACCAAUGCAGAUUUUGAAAAUGCAACUGAAAUCCCAGUAAAUGCUGAAAAUGUUACGUUCCAACUGAGUACUACUACUGGAAAAGGUAUAAGUGAGUUUUUUUCAGAAAUGACUCAAGAAGAUAAACUCUCUUCCACAACAUUAUCACAAAUGUUUACUGAAGAAAGUACUGUAGAACCCUCUACUGAAACUCCUGGAGUUGAACAAUCGACAUUCAGUACAAUUCAGGCUACUACCAAUUUGUUCUCUACAACUCAAGAAAAAACACAAUUUACUACCCCAAGUAUGACGACUCAAGUUUCUGAAAUGACGGAAUCGUCAACUGAUUUGAAUAAUUCAACCACCGAAAGUUCAACUAUGGUCACUGAUGCUGCACUAUCACAGGGUACAACUGAGCCAACAACAUUUACGACUAUUGGUGAAGGUCAAACAGAAUCAGUAACAACUCGACAAACAGGAUUCUUUGAUUCAAAAACUACACAAAUUCCCAUGGGAACAACUGAAGUUGCUACUGAGACCAUUCCAUUUUUUACCACAAAUGUUGACGAGAUCAUGGAUAAUUUUACUUCUACUAAUUUUAUUAAUGAUCAAACCAGCACAAAUUUGCCAGAUCUAAGUUUUACCAACACUGUUACAACAAUGGAAAGCACUCAAAGUUCUCCAGCAGUUUCAGAAGUUUCAGCAACUUUCACACAAACAGAAAUGACAACUGAAUCAUCCACAGUGUCAACAGAUCUGAUAACAAAUGAAAUGCAGGAAGAAACAACAAGCAGUCAAAUCAAUAAUACUGAGUUUGUUUCGUUUAAUGAACCCAAUGAAAUGCAAAAUGUAACAACUGAACAGAGUAAUGCUGAAACAACAAAAUUCACUACAGCAAUCGCACAAGAAACCACUGAGCCAAUGGUUGAAUCUACAACACGGUUCAAUUUAAGCAGUGUUCAAGAUGAAAUGAGCACUAUGAGUACAGUUGCAGUUAAUGACACCUCUGCUACUGAAUCUCCUACAUUUUGGACGACAUUUUUUGAAUCAGGUAGAGCUAUGAUGGAUGCCAUGUUAACUACACAAGUUUUUACAAGUACUCAGAGCACAACACAAUUUACAUCAUCUUUGCCUACAACUGAAAAGUCGACAAUGCUGAGUACAGAUUCCAUAUCAGAAGAAGUCAAUCAUACCUCUCCCAAUGUACUUUCAACAUUGGAAAUGACUACUGUUGGAUUUACUGAUUCAACAGAUCUAAAUGAAUUUAGUCAACCACCUUCAACUGUUUUAGAACCUUCAGCCACUACAGAUGCAGAAGAUGGUAAAAUGACUACUGGUGAGGGGGGAAUUACUCAGACUACUGUAGUAAAUGUAUUUGCAGAAACUGAAAAUUCUACUCUUAUGUCAUUUAAUUUUGUACAUGAAAGCUCUAGUGAAUUAUCAACUGAGCAGAAUAACUUUACAGAAUCUUCUCCCGUUUAUCAGGGACGAUUAUUAAAUGAGACUGAUUCAACUACUCCUAGUUUGUCCAGUGAACUUGAAUCAACAACAGAAAAAUAUAAGAGUACAGUCUUGUCAACAACAAAUGACAUGGAAACAGUUUUAACUAGUGAAAUGACAACGCCUUUAACAACAUUUAAGACUAGUGACAUGACUACCAUGCCAGCUACUAUGGAAAGUACAGCCAACGCAGUCAUAACAUCAACAGCGAGUGACACGGCAACCACGGAGGUUUUUCAACAGACUUCAACCAAUUCAGAUGAAAGCACUAGCAUGCCUGAUCAGAGUGCUGGAAAAACUACUGAGUCUGUAACAUAUUCAACAGAAAAAACUGAUAGUACAUUAUCAACAUCAGCUCAUGUUACUGAGGAGAUGACUUCAUUGCCAACUACGACCGGAUUCCCUACUGAGAUGUCUGAACAGACAACCCCAUUUAAAGAUGUUGGUACUACGUUAACAUCAACUCCAAUGAGUAAAGAGACAACUACUAAUUUUUUUACAACUGAGGCUUCAACUACUGAGGGACAAGAAACAACAAUGAAAGAAAGUACAAUAGAGAUGUCUGAGGGGUCUUCAACUUCUUCUACUGAAAAAACGGUUACUACUACUGUCUUUACGACAACUCCUAUGGUUGAUGAAACGACACAAGAAAGUACUUCAGAAAUGUUUGAAGGUUCUACAACUUCUUCAACUGAAAAAACACUUACUACUACUGUCCUCACAUCAACUCCUAUGAUUGAUGAGAUGACCACUGAAGAAAGUACAUCAAAAAUGACUUCAGUCCCAACAACUACUAUGGGAUCAGAAACCACUGCUGGUACUACAAUUUCUUCAACAGAUGAAACUGUUAGUACUGAAAUAACUUCAACAUCCAAAAGUGAUGAGACUACCACUGAAGAAAGUACAUCAGAAAUGACUUCAGUCCCAACAACUACCAUGGGAUCUGAAACAACUGCUGGUACUACAACCCCUGUAACAGAUGAAACUGUCAGUACUGAAAUAACUUCAACUUCCAAAAGUGAUGAGACAACCACUGAAGAAAGUACAUCAGAAAUGACUACAGUCCCAACAACAACUACCAUGGGAUCAGAAGCAACUGCUGAUACUACAACAUCUUCAACCGAUGAAACUUUUAGUACAGAGGGGUUGUCCACUGCUUCAACUAUUGAUGAAUUUAAUACUGGCUCUACAAUGGAGUUUACAAUAACCACUGAACCGUCGACAUUUUCUACUAGCCUGGAAAAUGAAAAUACUACUACUGACCAUUUGGACUUCUCAACCACUCCCACAGAGUUUGAUAAUUUCAAUUUAUCAACAACAGAAUCAUUUACAGUAGAUACUACAUUCGAAAGUACCACAGAAAAUACAAUGACUACACUUGAUUACACGACUGUGCCUAGUAUUGUACGACAGUUUCAUGAUAAAAAACUAUGUUCCAAAGACUCUGACUGUGAUAAAGGGAAUGCUUGUGCUAAUGGUGUGUGCAAAACAUGUCCUCAGGGGACCAACACAGUGGAUUGCCAAAGAGCAUCUGGUGGAAAACCAAAAAAACCCCAACCGUGUGAAAAGGACACAGAAUGUUUGGAGAUUGAAGCGUGCUACAAUGGAAUGUGCGAAGAUCUCUGCGGAUUAGAAAACCUUUGUGCACCGACAGCAAAAUGCCAUGUUGUGAAACAUCGCCCUGUUUGCACAUGCCCCCCUGGACAUCAAGGCAACCCUGCUGUUAAGUGCUUUCUCCCCCAGCCAUUGACAUGUUUAAGCAAUGAUGAUUGCGGAAUCACUGAAGCUUGCAUUGGGCUUACAUGCCAACACCCUUGCGAUGUUCACAAUCCGUGUUCGCAAAAUGCUGUGUGUAUUAACACCAACCACGGUUGUGACUGUAAAUGUGCCGAAGGUUUUUAUGGGAACGGCUUUGUUGGCUGUGUACCCGCUAUGUCGCAUAAAACUGUAUGCCAGUACAAUGAAGAUUGCCCGCCAGAGAAAUUAUGCGAUAGAUUGAAUAGAGUGUGCAUAAACCCUUGUAAAGAUGAUCCAUGUGGCGAUAAUGCCGAAUGUGUGCCAAAAAAUCAUGGAACUGAUUGCCAAUGCCUACCAGGAUUCUCCGGCAACCCCUAUCUUUUCUGUACUCAAGUUUCAGGCUGUCAUAGUGAUAGUGAAUGUGCUUCAAAUGAAGCUUGCUUAAACGGAGCCUGUGGAAGCCCUUGCAACUGUGGUUCAAAUGCAAUUUGUGAUGUUGUUAAUCACCAGCCAACAUGUAAAUGUUUGCCUGGUUAUGGAGGAAAUGCUGUCGUUGGAUGUACAGGCCCCUUAAAUCCAUGUGAUCCUAAUCCAUGUGGAGUAAAUGCUCUUUGUGAAGUUGACGCUGGUGGACCAAUAUGCUACUGUCCGAAAGGAAUGACAGGAAAUCCAUUUAAAAAUUGCAUACCUGAAGGUGAUGAAUGUUCACCGAAUCCAUGUGGUCCUCAUUCAGGGUGCCGAGUUGUACAAGGCUCCCCAGUUUGCUUCUGCUUACCAGAAUAUGAAGGAAAUCCCCCUACCCAACCCUGUUCAUUACCAAGACACCCAUGCAAUCCAUCUCCAUGUGGUCCUAACACACAAUGCUCCGUACUUGAAAAUGGUUUUGCUAAGUGUACUUGUCUUCCUGGGUACCUUGAGAGUCCCAAUACUAUCCGAGGUUGUGUGGAGAGGAGAAACCCGUGUUUCCCCAAUCCUUGCGGCAUUGGAGCUUUGUGUGAUAAAGAUUCUAAUCCUCCCUGUUAUUGUCCUGAACCUCUAGUCGGGAAUCCAUAUAGGACUUGUGCAGAACCAGUGAAAGCACUAUGCAAGCCAGGUCCUUGUGGCCACAAUGCUGAUUGUUAUAUAACAGGAAAUUCUGAGCAAUGUUACUGUAAGCCUGGUUAUAUUGGAGAUCCAUAUACUCUUUGUCAAUUGGAACCAAAAAGCCCUUGUUUCCCGAGUCCUUGUGGACCUCAUGCUUUGUGCACAGUAACUCCUCAAGGUCAUCCAAUGUGUCUUUGCCCUGAUGGCAUGGCUGGAGAUCCUUUCUCCGGUUGCGGUGGACCCCAGUGCACCACCGAUGAUGAUUGUCCUUUGGAAUUGGCUUGUAUAGGACACAGAUGUCGUAACCCAUGCCUUGGGUGUUGUGGAUUUGGAGCAUCAUGUAAAGUGGAGAAACAUCAUCCCGUAUGUACUUGUAACCAUGGACUCACUGGAAACCCCUUUGUCAGAUGUUAUCAAGUGCUCAGUAUCGAUGGUCCGAAAAACCCAUGUUACCCAUCACCCUGUGGCCUAAAUACUGAAUGCAGGGUUUCGAAUGGAAGGCCAGUUUGUUCCUGUCUCCCGCAUUACUUGGGAAAUCCAAAAACAGGAUGCCGACCUGAAUGUGUUUUGAAUUCAGAUUGUGGGGACGAUUCUGCAUGCAUCAAUCAAAUAUGUGUAAAUCCCUGCACAGCAAGUAACGUUUGUGGUCUGGGAGCAGUUUGUACCUGUAGAGAUCACACACCUACCUGCUCUUGUCCUCCAAAUUAUAUUGGUGACCCAUUUGUCCAAUGUAUUCACAGACCUGUGGUUGGCCCAAAUGCAACUUUGCCUUGCAAGCCUUCUCCAUGUGGGCCUGAAGCAAUGUGCAUGGUCUUUGGACAAGUAGCAAUGUGUGAUCCUUGUGGGUUACCUGAAUCUCACUGGAAUCCACAAUGCCGACCUGAAUGUUUAGCCGAUUCUGAUUGCCAGUUCAACCAUGCUUGCAUAAAUUACAAAUGUAUUGACCCGUGUCCUGGUUCCUGUGGUGUGAAUGCACAGUGUAGUUGUAUCCACCACGUACCUAUUUGCUCUUGUCCUCAUGGAAUGGUUGGAAAUCCUUUUGAACACUGCACAUUCCCUCUUCCAGACUCUGAAAGCAAAGUGGAUACCUGCCAACAGAGACAUUGUGGUGCAAAUGCAGUUUGCCAAGAUCAUUAUGGUAGUACAGCAUGUGUUUGUCUUCCCAAUUUCUUCGGAAAUCCUUAUCUAGGAUGUAGACCUGAAUGUGUUAUAAAUUCGGAUUGUGGGUAUAACAAGGCAUGUAUAAACCAAAGAUGUGUUGAUCCUUGUUCAGGAGCAUGUGGUGUACAUGCAUUAUGCUCUUGUGUACAUCAUGUUCCUAUUUGCCACUGCCCUGAACACCAUACUGGAGACCCAUUUGUUACUUGUUAUCCAGUUAGUCCAGAUGCACCACCACAAUUAGGCCAUCCAGAAAAUCCAUGUGACCCAUCACCAUGUGGGCCUAACAGUCGAUGCAUAGUAUCUCAUCAAGGUUUUGCGACAUGUUCUUGUUUGCCUGGAUACAGGGGUGUACCACCUGUAUGCCAGCCUGAGUGUUUAGUCAGUUCUGAAUGCCAACCCGACAAGGCUUGUAUCAAUCAAAAGUGUGUAGAUCCAUGUCCUGGCACCUGCGGUAUUGGAGCUCAUUGUGUCGUCAUCAACCAUAAUCCAAUAUGCAGUUGUCCUCCAGGCCAUGUGGGUGAUCCUUUUGUGAGCUGUCAUCUCCAGCCAGCAUAUGAAGAGCCAAAAUCACCAGGCAAUCCUUGUGAGCCCAGCCCGUGUGGUCCUAAUUCAAUAUGCUCUGUAAAGCAAGGACACCCUGUAUGUUCUUGUAAUGUGAAUUACAUUGGAUCUCCUCCAUUUUGCCGUCCCGAGUGUGUCAUGAGUCAGGAGUGUCCUUCAAAUAAAGCUUGCAUCCAAGAGAAAUGUCAAGACCCUUGCUCUCAUAAUUGCGGACUGAAUGCUCAGUGUGAUGUCGUUAAUCACACUCCUUUCUGCAGUUGCCUCCCAGGUUAUCAGGGAGAUGCAUUUAUCAGCUGUACAAAAAUACCUCUAAAUGUCCUACCUGAAGUACCUAAAGACCCUUGCGAACUUUGGCCAUGUGCAGAAAAUGCUCAAUGCACUAAUCAAAAUGGAAAUGCAAGAUGUACCUGUAUUCCACCAUACCUUGGCGACCCUUAUAGUAGUGGAUGUCGCCCUGAAUGUCUGAUGAAUGCUGACUGUGCACAAAAUCUUGCUUGUUUGUCAAGUCACUGUAGAGAUCCUUGUCCGGGAGUAUGUGGAAAUAACGCUCUUUGUAGUGUUGUGAAUCAUGUUGCUGUUUGUUCUUGUCAUCCUGGAUAUAUUGGUGACCCUUUCCAAUCUUGCCGUCCAAAGCCACAAGAACCUGCCCGCCCGGUCAAUCCUUGUGAGCCAAGCCCUUGUGGUGCUAACAGUGUAUGCCGUGUUCAAGGAGGCACAGCUGUUUGCUCUUGCAUCCAGGGAUACAUUGGGGCACCACCUUCUUGUCGACCUGAAUGUGUGGCCAGUUCUGAAUGUUCACAAAAUCAAGCUUGUAUCAACCAAAAGUGUACUGAUCCAUGCCCUGGAACGUGUGGAUUGCAUGCCAAUUGCCAAGUAGUCAAUCAUAACCCAAUUUGCAGCUGCCCACCCAAUACAAUUGGAGACCCAUUUGUUCGAUGUGUUCAAGAAGAACCAAGGGUACCAGUUGUUGCUGAAAAUCCCUGUAUGCCAUCGCCAUGUGGUGGGAAUUCUGAGUGUAGAGUAGUCGAACACCGACCAGUCUGCUCCUGCCUUGCCGGAAUGCUUGGGACUCCUCCAAACUGUCGUCCAGAGUGUCUUAUUCAUGCGGAUUGUCCUACAAGAUUGGCCUGCAUUGGGUCAAAGUGCAAAGAUCCUUGUGUCGGUUCAUGUGGAUUCAACGCACUUUGCAAUGUGGUGAACCAUCAACCGGUGUGCACCUGCCAGACUGGAUACCAGGGAGAUCCAUUUUCAGGAUGUUCAAAAGUAGUUAUCCAAGAAGUGGAUAUCACAGAUCCUUGUAAUCCUACUCCUUGCGGUAGUAAUACUGCUUGUAGGAAUCACAAUGGUCUAGGAUCUUGCAGUUGCCUUCCUGGCUACUUUGGUGAUCCAUAUACAGGGUGUAGACCACAGUGUGUACUAAACACUGACUGCCCUUGGAAUCAGUGCUGUCAAAACAACAAAUGUACAGACCCUUGUGUAGGAGCAUGUGGUUUGUAUGCUGAGUGUAGAGUUGCACACCAUACACCUUUUUGUAGCUGUUUGCCUGGAUUUUAUGGAAAUCCUCUUGUCGCUUGUCACAUAGUAGUGCAUGAACCUACUGUUGAAAAAAAUCCUUGCCACCCAUCACCGUGUGGACCGUAUAGUGAAUGCAAGGAAAAUUCUGGGUAUGGUGCAUGUAGCUGUUUACCUGGUUAUAUUGGUGUUCCUCCAUCGUGCAGACCAGAAUGUGUUGUUAGCUCAGAAUGUGCUUUAAAUAGAGCAUGUGUAAAUCACAAGUGCGUCGAUCCAUGCCCAGGGACUUGCGGAAUAAAUGCGUUGUGUCAAGUAGUAAACCAUAAUGCUAUUUGCACUUGUUCGCCAGGUUAUAAUGGUGAUCCUUUUGUCAGAUGCGUUUUAGAUCAAAAGCCUGCUGUGGCAGAUGUAGUGACCCAGAAUCCUUGUGUGCCAAAUAUAUGUGGACCGAAUUCAUUGUGUAAAACUAUAGGACAAACCCCAGUUUGUUCAUGCUUAAGUAACUACAUUGGACGGCCACCUAACUGUAGACCAGAAUGUACAAUUAAUGCUGACUGUUCUGGCAACCAAGUUUGUCAAAACGAGAGAUGUAAAAAUCCUUGUCCAUCUUCAUGUGGUGUGCAUGCGCUGUGCAGUGUUUCAAAUCAUGCACCUUUAUGCUCUUGUUUGCCUGGUUACAAUGGUGACCCAUAUAUAGAAUGUUCACCAAUCAUUCAAUCUGUACAACCUGAAGCACCAAGGAAUCCUUGUAAUCCUUCUCCAUGUGGUCCAAAUGCAGUUUGCAAAGAGCGUAAUGGUGCUGGCUCUUGUCUAUGUCUUCCUGAAUAUUCUGGUGAUCCUUACACAGGUUGUCGACCAGAAUGUGUUCUUAAUACUGAUUGUCCCAGAGAUAAGGCAUGUACAAAUAAUAAAUGUCGAGACCCAUGCCCUGGGAUGUGUGGUCUCAAUGCAGAAUGUAGAGUUGUUAAUCAUGCUCCAUCAUGUACAUGCCUUCCUGGAUAUACUGGUAAUCCUCUUUCAUCUUGUCAACUACCACCACCACCACCACCUGUUCAAAAACCAAAAAAUCCUUGUGUACCUUCACCUUGUGGACCGUAUAGUGUAUGCAAAGUGACUGAUAAUCAUGCAGUCUGCUCAUGCCAAGCCAAUUAUGUUGGCUCUCCGCCAGCAUGCCGGCCAGAAUGUAUGAUUAGUGCAGACUGUGCCCAAGAUAAAGCUUGUUUAAAUCAAAAAUGUGCUGAUCCUUGCCCUGGAACAUGUGGUCUUAAUGCACGAUGCCAAGUAGUUAAUCACAAUCCAAUAUGUAGUUGUCCAACAGGUUUUCAAGGAGACCCGUUUGUAAGGUGUCUCAAAGAAGAAAAACCACCUGCUGUAAGACCUAGUGGAAAUCCUUGUGUCCCUUCACCAUGUGGCCCUAAUUCACAAUGUAGACCGGUUGGAAAUACUCCAGCAUGCUCAUGUUCUCCAAAUUAUAUUGGAAGACCACCAAACUGUCGUCCAGAAUGUACUAUUAAUGCCGAAUGUGCUGGAAACUUGGCAUGUCAAAAUGAAAGAUGUAGAGAUCCUUGUCCAGGAUCGUGUGGACCUCAAGCCACAUGCAGAGUAGUUAAACAUAAUCCACAAUGCUCAUGCCUUCCGGGAUACACUGGUGAUCCAUUCGCUGGGUGUUCUUUAAUUCAACAAAUUGCACCUACUGAGGGUCCUAGAAUGCCUUGUAAUCCUUCCCCUUGUGGUGCAAAUGCCAUAUGUAAAGAAAAGAAUGGUGCUGGAUCUUGCGUUUGCCUUCCUGAAUAUUUUGGUGAUCCUUAUACUGGAUGUAGGCCGGAAUGUGUUGUGAACACAGAUUGUGAUCGAAAUAAAGCCUGCAUGAACAAUAAAUGUAAAGAUCCAUGUCCUGGUACAUGUGGACUAAAUGCUGAAUGUGUUGUUGUAAAUCAUGCUCCAUCAUGUACUUGCCUGCCUGGUUUCACUGGAGACCCCAUUGCUGCAUGCCGACGUCCUCCAACUGAAACUGAAAAGCCCAAAAAUCCUUGUCAACCAUCUCCAUGUGGGCCAUUCAGUGUUUGCAGAGUAACUGACAAUCAUGCUGUAUGCUCUUGUCAGCCAAAUUGUAUCGGUACUCCUCCUGCAUGUCGACCUGAAUGUAUGAUUAGUACAGACUGUGCCCAAGAUAAGGCUUGUUUGAAUCAAAAAUGUGCAGACCCUUGCCCUGGAACAUGUGGUCUUAAUGCACGUUGUCAAGUUGUCAAUCAUAACCCAAUCUGUAGUUGCCCAUCGGGCUUCCAGGGAGAUCCAUUUGUGAGAUGUUUGAAGCAAGAAACACGGCCUGUUACACCACCACCAAGUACUAACCCUUGUGUUCCUUCACCUUGUGGUCCAAACUCUCAAUGUAGGCCAGUUGGAAAUACCCCAGCCUGUUCUUGUUCCCCAAAUUACAUAGGAAGGCCACCAAAUUGCCGUCCUGAAUGUACGAUAAAUGCUGAGUGCUCAGGAAACUUGGCUUGUCAAAAUGAGCGAUGUCGAGACCCCUGUCCUGGGUCUUGUGGGCCACAAGCUACUUGUGUAGUAGUUAAACACAACCCUCAAUGCUCCUGCCUUCCUGGUUAUACAGGUGAUCCCUUUGCAGGCUGUUCACUUGUCCAACAGAUUGCCCCUACAGAAGGGCCUCGAAUGCCCUGCAAUCCAUCACCUUGUGGGGCUAAUGCUGUAUGUAAAGAAAGAAAUGGUGCUGGGUCAUGUGCUUGUCUUCCAGAAUAUUUUGGAGACCCUUACACUGGCUGUAGGCCUGAAUGUGUUGUUAAUUCAGACUGCGAUAGAAACAAAGCCUGUAUGAAUAAUAAAUGUAGAGACCCUUGUCCUGGAACUUGUGGUUUAAAUGCGGAAUGUAAUGUAGUGAAUCAUGCUCCAACCUGCAAUUGCCUACCGGGCUUUGUAGGGGAUCCAAUCACUGCUUGUCGCCAACCGCCUGCAAGUAAGAUGAAUAAAGUGCAACUGAUCAUUAUAGUAUCACAUUUAAUACAUUGUUAAAUUUCUAUUAUUAAAUUAGAGCCAGAAGUACCUCAAAACCCAUGUCAACCGUCUCCCUGUGGACCUUAUAGUGUAUGUAGAGUAGUAGACAGCCAUGCUGUAUGUUCUUGUCAGCAAAAUUAUGUUGGUUCGCCACCAGCUUGCAAGCCAGAAUGCAUGGUCAGUUCAGAAUGUGCUCAAGACAAGGCUUGUUUAAAUCAAAAAUGUGCAGACCCAUGCCCAGGCACCUGUGGGCUAAAUGCCCGGUGUCAAGUGGUUAAUCAUAACCCGAUUUGUAGCUGUCCCACUGGAUUCCAGGGUGAUCCAUUUGUUCGUUGUCUUAAAGAAGAAAAACGUCCAGUGUCUCCACCCAGUGGAAACCCUUGUGUUCCGUCACCUUGUGGACCAAAUUCUCAAUGUAGGCCAGUUGGUGCCACACCUGCAUGCUCAUGUUCACCUAACUACAUUGGAAGGCCUCCUAAUUGCCGUCCAGAAUGUACCAUUAAUUCAGAAUGUCCAGGGACAAUGGCUUGCCAAAAUGAACGAUGCCGAGAUCCUUGUCCUGGAUCAUGUGGACCGCAAGCCACAUGUCAAGUUGUAAAACAUAAUCCUCAAUGUUCAUGCCUACCACAGUUUACAGGAGACCCUUUCUCUGGGUGUUCUCCUGUUCAACAGAUUGCACCAACAGAGGGACCUAAAAUGCCUUGUAAUCCUUCCCCUUGUGGAGCAAAUGCCAUAUGCAAAGAACGCAAUGGUGCUGGAUCGUGUAUAUGCUUACCUGAAUACUUCGGUGAUCCUUACACUGGCUGCAGGCCAGAAUGUGUAAUUAAUACAGAUUGUGAUAGAAGCCGAGCAUGUGUAAAUAACAAGUGUAAAGAUCCAUGCCCUGGAACAUGUGGGCUAAAUGCAGAAUGUAGAGUCGUUAAUCAUGCUCCUUCAUGUAGUUGUAUUCCCGGUUAUUCAGGCAAUCCUCUUUCUUCUUGCACUCUUAUACAAUCUGAAGCCGUUGAGCCCGUAAAUCCAUGUGUGCCUUCACCUUGCGGACCUAACAGCAUUUGUAAAGAAGUAAGAGAUCAUGCUGUAUGCACCUGCCAACCGAAUUUUGUUGGUUCACCACCAUCAUGUAGGCCAGAGUGUGUUGUUAGCUCAGAAUGUGCCCAAGACAAGGCUUGUGUCAAUCAAAAAUGUACUGAUCCUUGUCCUGGAACAUGUGGGUUAAAUGCACGUUGUCAGGUGGUCAAUCAUAAUCCAAUCUGCAGUUGUUCACCUGGUUUCACUGGUGAUCCUUUUACUAGGUGCCUCAAGGUGGAAAUUUCUACAACUCCUGCACCACCUACCAAUCCAUGUGUACCUUCACCUUGUGGUCCCAACUCCCAGUGUCGAGCAGUCGGAACAACACCAGCUUGUUCUUGUAUGCCUAACUACAUUGGGAACCCACCUAAUUGUAGGCCAGAAUGUACAAUUAAUGCGGAGUGUGCCAGUAACUUGGCUUGUCAAAAUGAAAGGUGUUCUGACCCUUGUCCUGGUUCAUGUGGCCUCCAGGCCGAAUGUAGAGUAAUAAAUCAUAACGCAGUUUGUACAUGCCCAUCUGGGUUUAUUGGGGAUGCAAGCAUUGCCUGCCAACCGGCACCAAUAGCAACUACUGAGAGAACUCCCGAAAGAGUGGAUCCUUGUUUCCCAUCUCCGUGUGGUGCCAAUGCAGAAUGUCAGAAUAGAAAUGGCGUCGGAGCGUGCACCUGCCUAGCAGGCUUUCAAGGAGAUCCAUACGCUGGCUGCAGGAGAGAGUGCGAAUCAAAUCCUGAUUGUGUCACAGCUCUCGCUUGUAUUGGCUUUAAAUGCGUCGACCCUUGUCCAGGAACAUGUGGAACUGGAGCUGACUGCACUGUAGCAAAUCAUAUUCCUGUUUGUUCAUGUCCAGCUGGUUUUACAGGAGACCCAUUCUUUUCUUGCCGUCAGGCCGCACCAACAGCUCCUACACCAUCACAAGAUCCAUGUCUUCCAUCUCCUUGUGGACCUAAUAGCCAGUGUAGAACUGUGAAUCAACAAGCAGUUUGUUCGUGUAUGCCAAAUUAUGUUGGUCAUCCACCAACGUGCAGACCUGAAUGUGUAGUAAGCUCUGAAUGUCCAUUGGAUAGAGCCUGCAUCAAUCAAAAAUGUGCUGAUCCUUGUCCAAACACCUGUGGCUUGCGUGCCCAGUGUACUACAAAAAAUCACAAUCCAAUUUGUGCAUGUCCUCAAGGAUAUACUGGAGAUCCGUUUACACAAUGCCAGCUUAUCCCUGCAGCUCCUAUACCUCCACCAACACCAGAACCUGUGACAUGUGUUCCUUCACCUUGUGGUCCAAAUUCACAAUGUUUGGUUGUUGGCAAUCAGGCUGCAUGUUCAUGCUUGCCUAAUUACAUUGGCUCUCCACCUACCUGCCGGCCAGAAUGUGUCUUGAGCUCAGAAUGUCCUAGUCAGUCAGCUUGUAUAAAUCAAAAAUGUACAGAUCCUUGUCCAGGUUCUUGUGGAGCAAAUGCAAACUGCAAGGUUGUUAACCACAUUCCUAUCUGCUCUUGUGAUGCUGGAUAUACAGGAGAUCCAUUUACCUUCUGUACACUAGAACCUCCAACUACAGUCAGACCACCGCUAGCUACUGAUCCAUGCAACCCAUCUCCCUGUGGGCCUAAUGCCCAGUGUCAAGCUGGGGUAUGUGAGUGUAACCCUGAAUACAGUGGAAAUCCGUACGAAGCCUGCAGACCGGAAUGUGUUUUAAAUUCAGAAUGUCCAAGAGAUAAAACAUGCAUUAGAAAUAAAUGUAGAGAUCCAUGUCCUGGCACAUGUGGACAGAAUGCUCAGUGCGAUGUUAUCAACCAUAUCCCAACUUGUUCAUGUCCUCAGUCAUUCACAGGAGAUCCUUUCUCACAUUGCAGACCGAUUCCUCAAGCACCGCCCACGCCUUCGGAUCCUUGCAAUCCUUCACCAUGUGGACCUAACAGUCGGUGUCAAGCACCAAACAAUGUUGCCGUUUGUUCGUGUCUGACAGGAUACAUUGGUGCUCCACCUUCAUGCAGGCCAGAAUGUGUUUUAAGCUCAGAGUGUUCUUUAACUCAGGCCUGUGUUAACAAUAAAUGUACUGAUCCGUGUUUGGGAUCCUGUGGCUUGAAUGCAAGAUGUCAGGUCAUAAAUCACAGCCCAAUAUGCUCAUGCCCUCAAGGACAGACAGGAGAUCCUUUUAGGAGCUGUUAUCCGAUACCAGCAGCACCAAUUGAACCACCAGAAACACGAGAUCCCUGUCAGCCAUCUCCUUGUGGACCAAAUUCGCAGUGUAUAGUUUCAUCUAAUAAACAACCAUCUUGUUCCUGUUUACCUAAUUACAUUGGAUCACCACCAAAUUGUAGACCAGAGUGUGUUAUAAAUCCUGAUUGCCCAAGCACCCAAGCUUGCGUGAAUAGCAAAUGUUCAGAUCCUUGUCCAGGAACAUGUGGAAUUAAUGCACAGUGUAAUGUCAUUAGUCAUGCUGUGACAUGCACGUGCCUCCCAGGUUUUGUUGGAAAUGCUUUCGUACAGUGUGUUGAGCAAAAGGAAGAAAUAACUAACCCAUGCGAACCCUCACCAUGCGGGCAGAAUGCCGUGUGCAAUCAGCGUAAUGGAGCUGGUUCGUGUUCAUGCAUCCAGGAUUACACAGGUAAUCCGUAUGAAGGAUGCAGGCCGGAAUGUGUGCUCAGCUCAGACUGUCCAACUGAUAAAGCAUGUGUCAGAAACAAAUGUCAAGACCCAUGUCCUGGUGUUUGUGGGCAGAAUGCUCAGUGUUCUGUCAUCAACCACAUUCCUACUUGCAACUGUUUGCCUGGAUAUGUUGGUAACCCUUUCACCAGCUGCACCCUACCUCUUCAGGAACCAAUCACCAAACCAACAGUAAGCAACCCUUGUGCUCCAAAUCCUUGUGGGCCAAAUAGCGAAUGUAGAACUGUAAAUGGUCAAGCUGUUUGCUCUUGCGCUAGAGACUUUAUGGGUUCACCACCAAACUGCAGACCGGAAUGUGUUGUUAAUUCUGAAUGUCCAACAAAUCGUGCUUGUUAUAAGCAAAAAUGCAAUGAUCCUUGCCCAGGCACAUGUGGUCUCAAUGCAAGAUGUCAAGUAAUUAACCACAAUCCAAUAUGUAGUUGCCCAGCCGGUCAGACAGGAGACCCUUUCAGCAGAUGUUAUCCUAUACCUGCAUCUCCAGUUGAAGUAAAACCAUCAAGGCCAACCAAUCCUUGUGUUCCAUCUCCAUGCGGUCCAAAUUCUGAGUGUCAAGUGACUUCAGGGAAUCAAGCUGCAUGUUCUUGCCGGCAAAAUUAUAUCGGCUCUCCACCCAACUGCAGGCCUGAAUGUGUAGUAAAUACAGACUGUCCUCCUACUCAAGCUUGUAUUACUGAAAAAUGUAGAGAUCCAUGUGAAGGUUCAUGUGGUUUGAAUGCUCAAUGUAGAGUUCAAAACCACAUUCCUACUUGCAGCUGUUCUCCUGGAUUCACUGGCGAUCCUUUCACCCAAUGUUCUCAAAUCAUUGCCGAAGCUCCUCCAGUCGCAAAAGAUCCUUGCAACCCUUCACCAUGCGGUGCAAAUGCAGUUUGCAAUAAUGGCGUUUGCACCUGUCUCCCUGAUUACUUUGGAGACCCUUACAGCCAAUGCAGGCCGGAAUGCACAAUGAAUUCAGACUGUCCACGAAACAAAGCUUGUAGUAACCAACAUUGCAUAAACCCUUGCCCGGGUACCUGUGGUCAGGGUGCAACUUGUGACGUAAUCAAUCAUAUUCCAAUCUGUUCCUGCCCUCCUUCAACCACUGGUGAUCCAUUUGUGUCCUGUCGUCAGAAGGCACCUGAAGCGCCAAGGGAUCCUUGUAGGCCAUCCCCUUGUGGUCCAAACAGUUUGUGCAGAGUUUCUGAUGGUCAUGCCGUUUGCACUUGCCAACCAAAUUUCGUGGGAUCUCCUCCUCAAUGUCGACCGGAAUGUGUAGUAUCAGCCGAGUGCCCACUCACACAAGCAUGUUUGAACAGUAAAUGCAGAGAUCCUUGCCCUGGAACAUGUGGACUGAAUGCUAGAUGUUCUGUAGUAAAUCACAACCCAAUUUGUAGCUGUCCAGCGGGACAAACUGGAGAUCCAUUCCGACAAUGCUUUACCUUACCUGAACCGCCAAGACCUGUCGACCCUGUUGAUCCUUGCCGCCCAUCACCGUGUGGACCGAACUCUCAGUGCCAAGUCAGAGGGGAAAGUCCGGCGUGUUCUUGUUCCCAAAACUAUAUUGGCAUCCCACCUAACUGCAGGCCGGAGUGCACAAUAAGCCCCGAGUGUUCACCAAACCAGGCGUGCUUGAAUCAGAAAUGUGCUGAUCCAUGCCCUGGCUCGUGCGGUGCCAACGCCAAGUGCACGGUAGUCAAUCAUACGCCUGUUUGCUCAUGCAAUGUAGGCUACACUGGAGAUCCAUUCACUUCCUGCAACCUCCUACAAGCUGAACCGAUCCCACAAGAAAAGCCGACACCCUGUCAACCUUCACCGUGCGGUGCUAAUGCUGUUUGCAGAGAACAGAACGGAGCUGGUUCUUGCACGUGCUUGCCGGAAUACGUUGGUAAUCCUUACGAAGGCUGUAGGCCAGAAUGUGUUUUGAACACUGAUUGUCCGUCGACUCGAGCAUGCAUCAGAAACAAGUGCACCGAUCCGUGCCCUGGUACAUGUGGCCAAAAUGCGGAAUGCCAAGUUGUCAACCAUUUACCGUUGUGCACCUGUCACAACGGUUACACUGGAGAUCCGUUUAGAUUCUGCAAUUUAAUACCCCCACAGGUGGAAGCUGCUCCCGUUGACCCAUGCUCGCCAUCACCAUGCGGUCCGAACAGUCAGUGUAGAGUUAACAACGGGCAGGCGACUUGUUCAUGUCUUCCAAACUACGUUGGCUCGCCACCGGGUUGUAGGCCGGAGUGUGUUGUCAGCACGGAAUGCCAGUCAAAUCGAGCCUGUGUCAAUCAGAAGUGUGUCGAUCCCUGUCCAGGGACGUGCGGUCAAAACGCAGAAUGCCAUGUUGUCAAUCACAGCCCUAUUUGCAGCUGUAGACAACGUUACACUGGAGAUCCGUUCACCCGGUGCCACCCGAUACCACCACCACCACCGCCCCAAGCCGCUCCGGUACCAGUUAACCCAUGUGUCCCAUCGCCUUGUGGUCCUUAUUCACAAUGCAGGGAUAUAGGAGGGUCACCUUCUUGUACCUGUUUAACGGAAUAUACUGGAGCGCCACCGAACUGUAGACCGGAAUGCACAAUAAAUGCUGAAUGUCCGAGUAACAGAGCUUGUAUGAGGGAGAAGUGUAGAGACCCUUGUCCUGGAUCAUGCGGUAUAGGAGCACAAUGCAAUGUGAUAAAUCACACACCUAUUUGCCUUUGCCCAGAAGGCUACACUGGAGAUCCGUUCACAAAUUGCUUCCCCAAGCCACCAACUGUCGAACCGCAAGCCGCCGAUCCCUGCAACCCUUCACCAUGUGGUCCUAAUGCUGAUUGUAACGACGGUGAAUGCACAUGUAGAGAAGAGUAUCAAGGAGAUCCUUACAGAGGAUGCCGCCCUGAAUGCGUUUUGAACAACGAUUGCCCUCGGAAUAAAGCGUGCAUUAGGAAUAAAUGUGUCGACCCUUGCCCUGGCACGUGCGGUCAGGAUGCUCAGUGUGAAGUGCUUAACCACAUUCCCACCUGCGUCUGCCCACCAGGGACAUCAGGCAAUGCAUUUAUACAGUGCAGGCCAGUCGUCGCUUCUCCUGUUGUCGAAUCGUUCCCGUGUCAACCGUCACCUUGUGGACCUAACAGUCAAUGCCGUCCAUUGAACGGGCAGUCGGUCUGCUCUUGUUUACCCGGAUACAAAGGGAUGCCACCUACUUGUAGGCCUGAGUGCGUUGUCAAUUCGGACUGCGGAAGGAACGAAGGGUGUAACAAUCAAAAAUGCAGAGACCCUUGUCCUGGCACUUGCGGUGUAGGAGCGAGAUGUGAAGUCAUCAAUCACAAUCCUAUAUGCAGUUGCCCGCCACGUUACACUGGAGACCCGUUUGUCAGAUGUCAUUUGACCCCUGAAACGCCUUUAGUACAACAGACGCCUGUCAAUCCAUGUCUGCCUUCCCCCUGUGGUCCGAACUCGCAAUGCAAAGUCUCUGGAGAUAGUCCGUCUUGUUCGUGUCUGGCCGGGUUUUUGGGCGUCCCUCCGAACUGCCGGCCCGAGUGUGUCAGUAACAGCGAGUGUUCCAGCCAUCUCGCUUGCAUCAACCAGAAAUGCAAAGACCCAUGCCCAGGAACGUGUGGUACAAACGCGAUAUGCAGAGUUGUCAGCCACACGCCCCAGUGCCUGUGCCCUGAAGGAUAUACCGGUGAUCCGUUUUCACAGUGUGUCAUCCGACAAUCUGAACAAUAUCCUCAAGAGCGCCCAACACCCUGCAAACCUUCACCUUGUGGUGCAAAUGCUGUGUGCAAAGAACAGAAUGGGGCUGGAUCUUGUUCUUGUCUUCCCGAAUAUAUUGGCAAUCCUUAUGAAGGCUGCAGACCAGAAUGUGUUAUCAACACAGACUGCUCUGCUUCGAAGGCUUGUAUAAGAAAUAAAUGUCAAGAUCCUUGCCCUGGGACUUGUGGACAGAAUGCAGAGUGUCAUGUUGUUAAUCAUUUACCAACUUGUACCUGCCUUCAAGGAUACACUGGAGAUCCAUUCCGGUUCUGCAAUACAAUUCCCAUUCAGGCACCUCAAGAAAGCCCAGUUGACCCUUGCGUCCCAUCGCCUUGUGGACCAAACAGUCAGUGUAGAGUUAACAAUGGACAAGCUAUAUGCUCUUGUCUACCAAACUAUACAGGAACUCCACCUGGGUGCAGACCAGAAUGUGUUGUUAGCUCUGAAUGUGCAUCGAACAAAGCUUGUGUCAAUCAAAAAUGUGUAGAUCCUUGUCCUGGAACAUGUGGUCAUAACGCAUUAUGUCAAGUCAUAAAUCAUAGCCCAAUUUGUAGCUGUAGACCAAGUUUUACUGGUGAUCCAUUUUCACAGUGUCGACCUGUACUGCCUCCAUCACCACCUCCAGUACAACAGAUGUACAUUAACCCAUGUGUACCAUCUCCUUGUGGUCCAUUUUCUCAAUGUAGGGAUGUUGGAGGUACACCAUCUUGUUCUUGCUUACCAAAUUACUUUGGCGCACCUCCCAAUUGUCGGCCAGAAUGUUCUGUCAACUCUGAUUGUCCAAGCAACAAAGCGUGUAUGAAUGAAAAAUGCAGGGAUCCUUGCCCAGGAUCUUGUGGUUUUAAUGCACAGUGCCGUGUAAUAAAUCACACACCCACAUGCACAUGCCCUGAGGGAUUCACUGGUGACCCGUUUACUAAUUGUCAACCAAAACCACCACCUGUUGAGCCACAACAAACUGAUCCUUGUAAUCCAUCACCUUGUGGUUCAAAUGCUCAGUGUAACAAUGGCUUAUGUACAUGCCUACUUGAAUUCCAAGGAGAUCCAUAUGCUGGAUGUAGACCUGAAUGUGUAUUAAAUAAUGAUUGUCCAAGAGAUAAAGCUUGUAUUAGAAACAAAUGCACAGAUCCUUGCCCAGGAACGUGUGGGCAGGGUGCUAUUUGUGAAGUUAUAAAUCAUAUUCCAAUUUGUCGGUGCCCAGAAAGAAUGUCAGGCAAUCCAUUUAUACAGUGUCAAACUGUAGCAGCUGCUCCUGUUGAAGUACAACAACCAUGCCAACCUUCACCCUGUGGGUCCUAUAGCCAAUGUAGGCCUGUUAAUGGGCAAUCUGUCUGUUCCUGUUUAGCAGGCUACAAAGGUUCUCCACCAGCAUGUCGUCCAGAAUGUGUGGUUAACUCAGAUUGUGGUCGAAAUGAAGCCUGUAAUAAUCAAAAAUGUAGAAAUCCAUGUAUCGGAACUUGUGGAAUUCAAGCAAAAUGUGAAGUUAUUAAUCAUAAUCCUAUAUGUAGCUGCCCAGUUCGCUUUACAGGGGAUCCAUUUACACGUUGUCUUCCUAUGCCUGAAGCACCAAUUCAACAAGCACCUCAAAAUCCAUGUGUUCCUUCUCCUUGUGGACCCAAUUCUCAAUGCCGUGCUUCUGGAGAUAGUCCAUCAUGUUCCUGUUUAGUUGGAUUUUUAGGUGUUCCACCUAAUUGUAGACCAGAAUGUAUUAGUAACGGUGAAUGCUCUAGUCAUUUGGCUUGUAUAAAUCAAAAAUGUAAGGAUCCCUGUCCUGGCACUUGUGGUGCUAAUGCCAUGUGCCGAGUUGUGAGCCAUACUCCUCAGUGCUUCUGUAAUGAGGGUUAUACCGGAGAUCCAUUUUCUCAAUGUGCUCUUAAGCAAUCGGAACCUGUUUCACAAGAGCGUCCAACACCAUGCUCACCAUCUCCUUGUGGAGCAAAUGCUGUAUGCAAAGAGCAAAAUUUGGCAGGAUCGUGUACAUGCUUGCCGGAAUACGUUGGAAACCCCUAUGAGGGCUGUAGGCCAGAAUGUGUUCUAAACACAGACUGCCCUCAGAACAGAGCUUGCAUCAGAAAUAAGUGUCAAGAUCCUUGUCCAGGUACUUGUGGACAAAAUGCAAAUUGCCAAGUUGUUAAUCAUUUGCCCACUUGCACAUGCAAUACUGGUUAUACUGGUGACCCUUUCAGAUCUUGCAAUGUAAUUCCACCUCAAAUACAAGCAACUCCUGUUGACCCAUGCAACCCAUCUCCGUGUGGACCCAACAGCCAAUGUAAAACAAACAAUGGUCAAGCUAUAUGUUCAUGUUUACCGAAAUUUGUUGGUUCACCACCUGGAUGCAGACCAGAAUGCACAGGCAGCUCUGAAUGUGCUUCUAACAAGGCUUGUGUAAAUCAAAAAUGUGUAGAUCCUUGUCCUGGAACAUGUGGCCGUAAUGCCUUGUGCCAGGUCAUAAAUCAUAGUCCUAUCUGUAGCUGCCAAGUAAGAUUCACUGGUGAUCCAUUUUCUCAGUGUCGACCUAUUCCACCACCACUCGCAGAACCUGUCAAACCAGUAUUUGUAAAUCCAUGUGUCCCGUCCCCAUGUGGUCCAUUUUCUCAAUGUCGGGACAUCGGAGGAUCUCCAUCAUGUUCAUGCUUAUCAGAUUACACUGGAUCUCCUCCAAACUGUAGACCGGAAUGUUCAAUCAAUGCAGAAUGUCCAAGUAAUAGAGCUUGCAUAAGAGAGAAAUGUAGAGAUCCUUGCCCAGGGUCAUGUGGAUCAGGAGCACAAUGCAGUGUUGUAAACCAUAUUCCAAUUUGUACCUGCCCUGAAGGAUAUACUGGAGAUCCAUUUACUAAUUGUUUUGUAAAACCUCCACCUGUCGAACCUCAACAAACUGAUCCUUGUAAUCCAUCUCCUUGUGGAACAAAUGCUCAGUGUAAUAAUGGCAUUUGUACAUGUUUACCCGAAUAUCAAGGUGAUCCUUACACAGGAUGUCGUCCUGAAUGUAUUCUCAAUAAUGAGUGCCCAUCAAACAGAGCUUGUAUCAGAAAUAAAUGUACAGACCCUUGUCCUGGAACUUGUGGUCAAAGUGCUGUUUGUGAAGUCAUUAAUCAUAUUCCAAUAUGUCGUUGUCCAGAUGGAAUGUCCGGUAAUCCAUUUAUCCAGUGUCAAGUACAACAAGCUCCAGUAGAAACUAAUUUGCCAUGUCAACCGUCCCCUUGUGGUCCAUACAGUCAAUGCCGACCUGUAAAUGGUCAGUCAGUUUGUUCAUGUUUACCAACAUACAAGGGAUCACCACCAGCGUGUCGACCUGAAUGUGUUGUCAAUUCAGACUGUGGUCGAGAUGAAGCUUGUAAUAAUCAGAAGUGUAAAAACCCUUGUGUUGGAACGUGUGGUGUUGGGGCACGUUGCGAGGUAGUUAAUCAUAACCCAAUAUGUUCCUGCCCAAAUCGUUAUACUGGUGAUCCUUUCGUAAGAUGCCAGCAAUUAAUGGAAGCACCUCUACAACAGACGCCUACAAAUCCUUGUGUUCCUUCACCUUGUGGCCCUAAUUCUCAAUGUAGAGAGUCAGGAAACAGUCCAUCAUGUUCCUGCUUACAGGGUUUUGUGGGGGUACCUCCUGGUUGUCGUCCAGAAUGUAUUAUUAACAGUGAAUGUUCCAGUCAUUUAGCUUGUAUAAACCAGAAAUGUAAAGAUCCAUGCCCUGGAACUUGUGGAACUAAUGCUAUGUGUAGAGUAGUAAGCCAUGUCCCACAAUGUAUUUGCAAUGAAGGUUUUACUGGUGAUCCAUUUUCACAAUGUGUUUUAAAACAAUCUGAACCUUUGCCUCAAGAAAUUCCCACACCUUGUUCUCCAUCUCCUUGUGGAGCAAAUGCUGUUUGUAGAGAACAGAAUGGUGCAGGAUCUUGCACAUGUUUCCCUGAAUAUGUUGGCAAUCCUUAUGAAGGAUGUAGACCUGAAUGUGUGACAAAUGUCGACUGCUCUUCCAAUCUUGCAUGUAUCAGGAAUAAAUGUCUGGAUCCGUGCCCAGGGACAUGUGGGCAAAAUGCAGAAUGUCAGGUUGUUAAUCAUCUUCCCCUUUGUACAUGCUUCCCUGGAUUCACUGGCGAUCCUUUCAGAUAUUGCAACAAUAUACCACCUCCAACACAACAAGCCCCAAUAGACCCAUGUAAUCCUUCCCCUUGUGGUCCAAACAGUCAAUGUAAAGUCAACAAUGGUCAAGCCAUUUGUUCUUGUUUACCAAACUAUGUUGGAGCUCCUCCUGGCUGUAGACCUGAAUGUGUUGUUAGCAUGGAAUGUCCUACAAAUAAAGCCUGUCUUAAUCAAAAAUGUGUCGACCCUUGUCCUGGUACAUGUGGUCACAACGCAGAAUGCCGAGUGAUAAAUCACAGCCCAGUAUGUUCAUGUCGCCAAGGCUUUACUGGAGAUCCAUUUUCACAGUGUAGACCUAUACCACCACCUCCACCAGAACCAGUCAAAGUAGAAUAUGUAAACCCAUGCAUUCCUUCACCUUGUGGGCCAUUUUCUCAAUGCCGGGAUAUAGGAGGAAGUCCUUCAUGUAUAUGCCUUCCAGAAUAUGUUGGCUCACCACCAAACUGUAGGCCUCAGUGCUCCAUAAAUUCAGAAUGUCCAAGUAAUAAAGCUUGCAUAAGGGAAAAAUGUAGAGACCCUUGCCCAGGAUCAUGUGGUGCUGGAGCUAACUGCAAUGUGAUUAAUCAUACUCCAGUUUGUGUUUGUCCAGAAGGUUAUACUGGAGAUCCAUUUACAAAUUGCUUCCCUAAGCCACCCUCUGUUGAACCACAGCAAACAGACCCUUGUAAUCCAUCACCUUGUGGUUCAAAUGCUCAGUGUGACAAUGGCAUAUGUACUUGUCUACCAGAAUACCAAGGAGAUCCAUAUGUUGGAUGUAGACCAGAAUGUGUAUUAAAUAAUGAUUGUCCAAGAGAUAAAGCUUGUAUUAGAAACAAAUGCACAGAUCCUUGCCCAGGAACCUGUGGGCAGGGUGCUAUUUGUGAAGUGGUAAAUCACAUUCCUGUGUGCCGGUGUCCUGACGGAAUGUCUGGAAACCCAUUUACUCAGUGUCAACCUUUCAAAGCGCCUGUUCCAAUGCAACCUUGUCAGCCCUCUCCGUGUGGACCUUACAGUCAGUGUCGCCCUAUUAACAAUCAGGCCGUUUGUUCUUGUUUAGUAGGAUUUAAAGGUUCACCGCCUGCAUGUAGACCAGAAUGCGUAGUUAAUUCAGACUGUGGAAGAAAUGAAGCUUGUAGUAAUCAAAAAUGUCGCGAUCCAUGUCCUGGAACAUGUGGCAUCGGUGCUCGUUGUGAAGUGGUCAAUCAUAAUCCGAUUUGCAGUUGCCCAGUUCGUUUCACUGGAGAUCCAUUUAUAAGAUGUUAUCCAAUCUCGGAAGAUCCAGUGGUUCAAGUUCCAACAAAUCCUUGUCAGCCUUCACCUUGUGGGCCGAACUCUCAAUGUAAAGUGUCAGGCACAAGUCCUUCUUGUUCCUGUCUCCCAGAAUUCUUAGGUGUUCCUCCAAAUUGUCGACCUGAAUGCGUCAGUAAUAGUGAAUGCUCCAGCCACUUAGCCUGCAUCAAUCAGAAAUGUAAAGACCCUUGUCCAGGGACUUGUGGGUCUAAUGCCAUUUGUCGGGUUGUCAGCCAUACUCCACAAUGCUUGUGCAUUGAAGGUUUUACUGGUGAUCCGUUUUCACAAUGUACAGCAAAGCAAUCUGCACCUGUACCAGAGGAAAAGGCUACUCCUUGUCAACCAUCGCCCUGUGGAGCAAAUGCAGUUUGUAAGGAGCAAAAUGGUGCAGGUUCUUGUACCUGUUUACCAGAGUACAUAGGAAAUCCUUAUGAUGGAUGUAGACCUGAAUGUGUUCUAAACACUGACUGUCAAUCUAAUCUGGCUUGUAUCAGAAACAAGUGUCAAGAUCCUUGUCCUGGUACAUGUGGUCAAAAUGCUCUAUGUCAAGUAAUAAAUCACUUACCUUCUUGUACAUGUUUCACUGGUUACACUGGAGAUCCUUUUAGAUACUGUAACGUUAUACCACCACUUGUACAAGCAGCUCCAGUCAAUCCAUGUAAGCCAUCGCCAUGUGGGCCAAACAGUCAAUGUCGAGUAAAUAAAGAUCAAGCAAUAUGUUCAUGUUUGCCAUCUUAUCUGGGAACCCCUCCUGGAUGUAAGCCAGAAUGUGUUGUAAAUACAGAAUGUCCCUCGGAUAAAUCUUGCGUAAACCAGAAAUGUGUCGACCCUUGCCCUGGAACUUGUGGAUUCAACGCGCAGUGCCAAGUUAUAAACCACAGCCCCAUCUGUAGUUGUCGCAAUGGAUUCACUGGAGAUGCAUUUUCACAGUGUCGUCCGAUACCUCCACCUCCAAAAGCCCCUGUGCAAGAGACAUAUGUGAACCCUUGUUUACCAUCACCGUGUGGACCGUUUUCACAAUGUAGAGAUAAUGGUGGUUCUCCUGCAUGUACAUGUUUGCCACAGUAUAUGGGAUCACCCCCGAAUUGCAGACCUGAAUGCACAAUAAAUACCGAUUGCCCUAGGAACAAAGCUUGCAUUAGGGAAAAAUGCAGAGACCCUUGCCCAGGAUCAUGUGGCCUCGGUGCAAACUGUAAUGUACUGAACCACAUACCAGUGUGUACUUGCCCAGAUGGAUAUACUGGAGAUCCGUUUACAAAUUGUUAUCCCAUGCCUCCACCACCACCUCCUCCACUUGAAACAGACCCUUGUAAUCCAUCCCCAUGUGGAGCAAAUGCAUUGUGUUCUAAUGGAGUUUGUAAUUGCCUGCCUGAAUAUCAGGGUGAUCCGUAUGUAGGAUGUAGACCAGAAUGUUUAUUGAAUUCAGAAUGUCCAAGGGAUAAAGCGUGUAUUCAGAACAAGUGUACAAAUCCUUGCCCUGGAACCUGUGGUCAAAACGCUUUAUGUGAAGUUGUAAAUCAUAUUCCUAUUUGUCGUUGUCCUGAUGGAAUGUCUGGAAACCCAUUUGUAUCAUGCCAACAAUUUCAAGCGCCUGUAGUUACAAAACCAUGUGUACCUUCACCAUGUGGCCCAAAUAGUGUUUGCAGAGAAUUUAACAAUCAAGCGACAUGUUCUUGCCUGCCAGGAUAUGUAGGAACUCCUCCGUCUUGUAGGCCGGAAUGUGUUGUCAGCUCAGAGUGUUCACCUUCAAGGGCUUGCCUAAAUCUCCAUUGCGUUGAUCCAUGCCCAGGAACUUGUGGUGCAAAUGCGGAAUGCCGAGUUAUUAAUCACAAUCCCAUUUGCAAGUGUCCUACAAAAUACACCGGUGACCCGUUCCUUCGAUGCUACCCAAUUCCUGAAAAACCUGCAGAUCCAGUAAUACCUGUUAAUCCAUGUGUACCUAAUCCUUGCGGUCCCAACUCUGAAUGUAGACUAUCUAAUAGUGCUGCACCAUCAUGCUCAUGUUUGAAAGAUUAUAUUGGCAAUCCUCCAAGCUGUAGACCAGAAUGUGUUUCAAACUCUGAAUGUGCCUCUCAGUUAGCCUGCAUCAACCUUCAUUGUAGAGAUCCAUGUCCUGGAUCAUGUGGUUCCAAUGCAGAGUGCCGGGUUGUGAGCCAUACACCGAAUUGCUAUUGUCCUCCUGGAUAUACUGGAGAUCCGUUUACAAGCUGCUUUUUGACACCGAUCAAAAUACCAAAACCUGAAGCAACAAACCCUUGUGUGCCAUCUCCGUGUGGACCUAACGCUUUCUGCAGAGUGGAAGGUACAUACGGAGUGUGUGAGUGCUCUCCGGAGUACCAAGGCAACCCGUACGAUGGAUGCAGGCCAGAGUGUGUUGUCAGUUCUGAUUGCCCAAUGAGUCAGGCUUGUAUCAAAAACAAAUGUGCCGAUCCAUGCCCUGGCACAUGUGGUCUGGGUGCAGUUUGUUCUGUCUCGAACCACAUCCCUAUAUGUUCAUGCCCUUCAGGUUACACUGGAGACGCAUUCACAGCUUGCCGACCAAUCCCAAGAGAAGAACCAGCUGUUACUGAUCCUUGUCGGCCUUCUCCUUGUGGACCAAACACAAGAUGCAAUGCACUCAAUGGAGUAGCUAUUUGUGAGUGUUUGCCCGAAUUCCAAGGUAGCCCAAGUAGUAGCAGUGGCUGCCGACCAGAGUGUGUAAUAAGUUCAGACUGUCCACGAAACCGGGCAUGUGUUAACAAUAAGUGUGUAGACCCUUGCCCAGGAGUUUGUGGUUACAUGGCUGUAUGUCAUGUUGUUAACCACAGCCCUAUAUGCUCUUGUCCACCUCAGCUGCAGGGUGAUCCGUUUGUCGAAUGCAAACAACUACCAGCUCCCCCUAACGAUCCAUGCAACCCAACACCUUGUGGACAAAAUGGACAGUGCCGAGCAGUUAAUGGAAUCGCUACCUGUAUUUAUCCUGAGUGUGUUAUCAAUCAAGACUGUACCAGGGACAAAGUGUGUUUCUCACAAAAAUGUAGAGAUCCGUGUAUCGAUGCAUGUGGGCUUAAUGCCAUUUGUCAAGCAGUUAAUCAUAAAGCAGUUUGUUCUUGUCCUCCCGGUUAUACUGGAGAGCCGCGAAUUCAAUGUAAUAUCCAACAACAAGAAAUGCCUAAACCUGAAUGUACAACUGAUAAUGAGUGUCCAAAUGUCAAGGCUUGUAUAAACCAACUGUGUUCUGAUCCUUGUCAGGCAGCCACAACAAGUGUUUGUGCAUACAAUGCCGAAUGUAGAGUACAAAUGCACAGGCCAAUUUGUGUAUGCAGAGAAGGCCUUACAGGAAAUGCCCAGUCGCAAUGCUUCGAUAUCGGAUGCCGUGCUGAUUCACAAUGCCCACCAACAGAAGCCUGCGUCAACAAACAGUGUGUAAACCCUUGCAAGUACACACAAUGUGGAGUAAACGCAGAGUGUAGAGUCCAAGGAGGAAGAGCUCGCUGCUACUGUCCUACAAGUUUCUUAGGUGAUCCACAUGUAAAAUGUGAAAGACCACAAUGCACAAGUGAUACUGAAUGCCCUUCACAUCUGGCUUGUAAGGAGCUACGUUGUCAAGAUCCUUGCAAAUGUGCACUCGGUGCUCUCUGCACGGUCCAUAACCACCAGCCAAGCUGCCAGUGUCCUCCAGGAUAUGUUGGAAAUCCCCAUGAACUCUGUACUUUAGCACCCAUUAGUGGUCCACAAUGUAAAAUGGAUGCAGAUUGUGCUAGUAAAUUAGCUUGUUUUGGAGGAGAAUGUAGAAAUCCUUGUAUCGAAACAAAUCCAUGUGGCCAAAAUGCAGAAUGUACUGUUGUGGAUACAUUACCAUUGAGAACGAUGUCUUGUCAAUGCUUGCCAGGUUUUGUCGGUGAUGCUGAUGUUCAAUGUACUCAAGCUACGCCUGUUGAAUCAGGUUGCUCAAGUGAUUCUGAGUGUUCUCUCUCAGAAACUUGUGUAAGCAGAGUAUGUGCGAAUGCAUGUUCCAUUUCAAACCCAUGUGCGAAAAAUGCUCUUUGUCAACCAACCAACCAUAAAGCAGUGUGUAACUGCCCACCUGGCCUUGUUGGAGAUCCAUUUGUAAACUGCUAUAAAGUUCCCGAUUCAAAACCAGAAUGUACUGCUGACUCAGAAUGCCCAUCACAAAGGGCGUGUGUGAACCAGCGAUGCCAAGACCCAUGUGUGAUUAACGAUCCAUGUGGAAUGUCCGCAGAGUGUACAACACUCCAACAUAGACCAACUUGUGCUUGUCCUCAAGGAUGGGCUGGAAAUCCUCAAGUCCAUUGCUAUAAACCUGAAUGCAAAGUAGAUUCUGAUUGUGUUUACGAUAAGGCAUGCAUUUCUGGAAACUGCAUUUCACCUUGUGGCAGUGUCUCUUGUGGAAGAGGUGCAGAAUGUAAAGUUGUGUCCCACACAGCACAAUGUGUCUGCCCACCUGGAACCCAAGGAGAUGCACACGUGGCUUGUAUAUCUGUUGGAUGUCAUUACAAUGAAGAUUGUGCUGACCAUGAAGCUUGCGACAGACUCAAUAGAGUGUGUAGGCCUGUAUGUGAAAAAGACACAUGUGGACGUGGUGCUCGUUGCCAUGCUAGAGAUCAUCAACCUAACUGUGUCUGUGAACCCGGUACACAAGGAGAUCCAUUUAUCGAAUGCAUAGGAUAUCGGUUACCAACACCUACCCCUGAAUGUGCACAAGAUUCAGACUGUCCAUCAAAACUUGCAUGCAUAAAUAAACAAUGCAAGGAUCCUUGCAGCCUUCCUGCAGUCUGUUCGCCAGAUCAGGAAUGCAGAGUACAAGAUACCCUCCCCCUUCGAACUAUAUUAUGCCAGUGUCCAUCAGACACUAUAGCAACAGGAGAUGGCCAUUGUACACCAAUCAGACAUCCUGAUGUUGAAUGCCACGUAGACAGUGAUUGUUCAGAUUCAGACCGGUGUAUUAGGGGAUCAUGCAAGGAAGCUUGUAGGGUCGACCCUUGUGGUUUGAAUGCUCAAUGUUUGUCUCAGAGACAUCAAGCAACAUGUACUUGCCCAGAAGGUUUUGUAGGUCAUCCACAUAUUGAAUGUACACCAGAACAACGAUACCCGGUGCCAUUAACACCAGUUGCAGAAUGUGCCCACAAUGACGAUUGUCCCGGUGAUAAGAGAUGUUUGAAUCAACUUUGUGUAAAUCCUUGCGCUAAUGAUUCACCUUGUGCACCUGGAGCAUUCUGCCGUGCUCAUGACCAUCAAGCAGUGUGUAAAUGCCCUUCUGGAUUUUCUGGAGAUCCAUUUACACGAUGCACACCUCCUGCUGAUCCGUUGGCUGGUUGUGUUUCAAAUUCGGAAUGUACUCCUAAAGAAUCCUGUGUAAACCGACUUUGUGUUAACCCAUGUAAUUGUGGACCAAAUGCAGAGUGUAAAGUUCAAGACCAUUAUCCGAUCUGCUACUGUAAACCUGGAUAUUCUGGAGAUCCACAGAUGGGUUGCAAAGAAGUUGGUUGCCAAUCAGACAACCAGUGCAGUUCUGAUAAGACAUGCUACAAUGGAGAAUGUAUCAAUCCUUGCCUUAUUGGCGAUCCUUGUGGUGCAAAUGCAGAAUGUUACGGUGAAAAUCAUAGAGCUCAAUGCAGAUGCUACCCAGGAUUCAGUGGAAGUCCCCUUGUGAGGUGUGAGAGAAUUGAGUGUAAUGUGGAUGCUGACUGUCCACUUGACAGGACAUGCUUGGAGCAUAGGUGCAUGAAUCCAUGCACAGAUAUGGCUAAUCCACCAUGCGCAUCAAAUGCAAUCUGUUAUGUGAGAAAUCACCUAGCUGGUUGCCGCUGUCCUGAGCACAUGCCACUUGGAAACCCGUUAUCAUUUUGUCAUCGACCUCCACCACCAAAGCCUGGUCUUCCAGAAUGUGAACACGAUGUCGAAUGCCCGAGUAAAUUGGCUUGUAUAAGAAACACGUGUAAAAAUCCAUGCACAGAAUUGACACCCUGCAGUUCAUCAUCAAUGUGCAGUGUUUUUGACACAACUCCAGUUAGAACGAUGGUAUGCACCUGCCCAGUAGGAUGGGUGCCAAAUGAAGAAGGAGAUUGUACACCAGUUGUUCUUCCAUCACCACCUGGCUGUUCAUCUGAUUCACAGUGUUCAUCGAAUGAGACUUGUAUAAAUAGGAUGUGUAGAAACCCGUGCAACUGCGGACCAAAUGCUCAAUGCUUUGUCACAGAUCAUAGACCAAUUUGCUCUUGCAUUGUUGGUUAUGAUGGCAAUCCAAACUUGGGCUGCAGAAUUGUUGGAUGUAGAACAGAUUCAGAGUGUGGAUCUGGAAAGGCGUGUAUAAAUGGAAACUGCAUCAAUCCUUGUGUGGUUGAUGAUCCAUGCGGAGUAAAUUCCGAAUGUUUCGCUGUAGGAACGAGAGCAGAAUGUCGUUGUUUGAGUGGAUUUAGAGGAAACCCAUAUGAACGAUGUCUUGUAGUGGGAUGUCGCUCGAAUUCCGAUUGCCCCAGUGACCGAGCUUGCAUAAACGCUCAGUGUAUUAACCCUUGUGUGUACGAACACCCGUGUGCUCCUCAAGCAGAAUGCCAUGUCCAGAACCAUCUUGCACUCUGCCGAUGCCCACCAUCAUACGAAGGGAACCCUUACACUUCAUGUAGACCCAAGGUUCAGCCAGAAUGUCAGGUAGAUGGGGACUGCCCGUCUCUGUUAGCUUGCUUCAACCAUCUCUGCAAAGAUCCUUGUAGCGUUUUGGAACCAUGUCAAAGACCUGCCAGUUGCCAAGUCGUACCUUCACUCCCUGUAAGAACAAUGAUAUGUGAAUGUCCACCUGGAUAUAUAUCGAGUGGAAGCGGCACAUGUAAAGCUACACCACCUGUAUUAAAAAUAGGAGAAUGUGUAUCUGAUUCUAACUGUCCAUCCGACAAGGCAUGUAUAAAUGCCAUUUGUAAAGACCCUUGUAACUGUGGACAAAACGCAGAAUGUAGAGUGAGAGACCAUAAACCUGUUUGCUCAUGCUUACAAGGUUUUGAAGGAAAUCCUGAUUUAGAAUGUGUAAAAGCCGGAUGUAGACACGAUACAGAUUGUUCAGGACAACACGCCUGCUUGAACAGAGAAUGUGUUCCAGUUUGUUCUCCAGAUGGCAGUUCAUGUGGAACAGGCGCUCUUUGCUACGGCAGCAACCAUCGUGCCGUCUGCAAUUGUCCUCCGGGUCUCACCGGCGAUCCACAAGUUGGAUGCUUGCUGGUUGAGUGUGAAUCCAAUUCAGAUUGCCCAAGCAAUAAAGCAUGCAUUAAUACAAGAUGUGUAUCACCAUGUGAAUUAGAAAAUCCAUGCCUAGCACCUGCUGAAUGCACAGUAUACAACCAUAUCGUUGACUGUACUUGCCCAACAGGUUAUAUCGGUGAUGUUGGAACAGGUUGUCAACCGAUUGAGAAAAAAUGUGAAGGUGAUUUUGACUGUCCAUCCCAAACUGCUUGUAUUAAUGAACAAUGUGUCAAUCCAUGUAAUGCAACAACGCCAUGUGGUCUAAACACUAUUUGCCAAGUUUUUGAUACCUAUCCUGUCAGAACCAUGGUUUGCGAAUGCAUUCCUGGUUAUCACGGAAAUGCUGCAGUGCAGUGUGACAAAGUUAGCGAAUGUCCACCAGAUAAAGGCUUUGUCCGAGAUAAAGAUGGUAACUGUGUUUGCCCACCUGGCACCGCUCUGAAUAACUAUGAUGAGUGUGUGAGAUGCUUGCCAGAAUUAGGAUUUAAAGUUGACGAGAGAGGACAUUGUAUAUGCGAUCUAGAGAAAGGUUUGAUUAUUAACGAUAGAGGUGAUUGCAUCUGUCCAACCGAUCACGGUUACAUACUCGACGUGAAUGGAUUCUGUGUUCCACGCAUUGUACCAGAAUGUGAAACAGAUGAUGAAUGUGCAGAUCACUUGUUCUGUAACAAGGAGUCUAAAACAUGCCAAGACCCUUGUGCAGAAAAAGCAUGUGUUGUCAAUGCUUUUUGCAAUGCUACGCAACAUGUUGCUGUCUGCCAAUGCAUCUCUGGAUAUAUUGGAGACCCUAACAUUGCCUGCAAACCCCCACCAUUUAUGAGAACAGAUUUCCCACGCCCUGACAUGGCAGUGAGCUGCUUGUCUGAUGGUGUGCAAGUUGAAAUUCACAUAGAAGAAAAAGGAUUCAAUGGUGUUCUUUAUGUAAAAGGACACUCUAAAGAUGAAAAAUGUAGACGUGUAGUUUCACUGCCUAAUGACUCUCAACCAAAAUUAGAAAUUUUCAAAGUAAAUUUUGGUACUUGUGGGCUUAUACAUGUCAAUGGACAGGCAAGUUUUGUACUUGUCAUCCAAAAACAUCCGAUGUUAGUCACCUUUAAAACACAAGCGUACCACAUCAAAUGUGUCUACACGACCGGUGAACAAAAUGUUACACUCGGAUUCAACGUUUCAAUGCUGACAACAGCUGGUACGAUUGCAAACACGGGACCACCACCAACAUGCCUCAUGAGAAUUGUGACCCACACAGGCCAAGAAAUUAGUUCAGCUGAGAUUGGAGACAAUCUCAUGCUUCAGGUUGACGUUCAGCCUUCAAGUAUAUACGGUGGUUUUGCAAGAAGUUGUGUUGCAAAAACCAUGGAAGAUAGCGUAGAAAAUGAAUAUAUUGUGACAGAUGAGAAUGGUUGUGCUACAGACCCUAACAUCUUUGGUGAAUGGGACUACAAUUCUGACACUCAAACGUUAUUAGCAAAUUUCAAUGCUUUCAAAUUCCCAAGCAGUGAUAAUAUACGAUUCCAGUGUAAUAUAAGAGUAUGCUUUGGAAAAUGUCAGCCUGUAAAUUGUCGGGGCUAUAACGCAUAUGGGCGAAGACGAAGAGAAAUCAAUGAAAGAAAUAAUACUGGUGUGGAAGUAGCUGAAUCUGUAAGCGAAGGCCAAUUGAGAGAAGAGAUAACAAUCCAAUCCAAUGCUAUACUUACUCUUGAACGGAGGGAAGAACGAUUUGUUGAUCCAACAGAAGCUCCAUCAGUCCAACAAAUUGAUGAUAUCUGUGUGUCAAUGAUUGGAUUUAUCAUUGCACUAGUCAUAACGGCCUUAUUGGCAUUAGUAGCAGUAGCAGUGGCAGUUUCGUGUUGGCUUAUUGCAUAUAGAAGGAGGCCAAAAGCGACCGGUCCCCUUCCACAUCCACCCGAGUUUCCAAACCCGUUGUUCACCACGCCAGAACCUCUCGCAGAGCCCUCGCCCGACUACCUCUCAUAGACGACAGAAGAAUAAAUUAUAAAUAAGAGAAACAUAUAUAAAAAUUCCUUGUGACAGAACAGUAAAGCCGUCAAUACUGUUCCUCAUAUGGAAUUUUUAUCGUCACCUCCUCAGAUGGCUUAAUAAAAUGUAAGAAAUUAGAAAAUUAACUUAUAAAACUGGGAUUGACAUAGUACUUUUUCCCUCCAGGAAUAAUACACUUUCUCUCUUCUUGCGGUGUGGGUGUUCUUAACUUUUUCCAACUAACUAUUGAAAUAAGCCAUUGGAGGAUCUGACUCGCUUUUCCUAUACACUGUAAUAUAGUCCGAUGGAUGAGUGCUUGUAUGUAUUAUUUGUAUAUCAUGAAAGUAUAUUUUUAGUUAGGACCGAUUUCCACAUGUACUGUAAUUAAUUAAAGGUCUUCGAUUCUAAUUACUAAGAUACGUAUUGUGAAUGAAUGUUUUAGGGAAAUUGUUAAUUUUGUAUUAGAAAUGCAAGUAUACUGUGAUCGACUAUAUCAAAUUGUUAUUUGUGUGAUUUGAUAUGUUUAUUUGUGAAAAAUUGUUGAAAAGAGCAAGCUUUGAUAUUGUCGGUUACAGUAUGAGACUGCCAAGCAUUUACUAUAUAUUAUUAUUUAUAAAUUUAAGCUUAGAGCUUUAACUUUGUUUUGUUGCAAAUGAAAGACUGUAAAUGACAUCAAAUUAAUAAAUGUCUAAUAUAGUGUAAAAUUGUAAAAUUAUUGUGAUUUUUGUAAAUAAUAGGUUGCAAAUUAUAAUAAGAAUAUACAAUAUAAUUUUAAUAGACAAAACGCUGCACUCAUACGCCUUUACAAAGUUUAAUUGCAUUAUUUAUUGAAUAAAAAAUAAACAUUAAUAAUACUUACAAUUUUAAAAGUCCUCUAAAUGUAACAAUA
This is a messenger RNA of Cimex lectularius (bed bug), 46203 nucleotides long. RefSeq lists its product as uncharacterized. NCBI's taxonomy places the organism in Eukaryota, Metazoa, Arthropoda, Insecta, Hemiptera, Cimicidae. Gene Ontology annotation, molecular function: calcium ion binding. The record is from RefSeq and is a predicted model, not a curated record. The transcript is spliced from 143 exons.